AUACUGGGCUUGGAAGAAGAACAAGUUGUCGAGAUAAACGGUGAUCACACCAAAUAUGAGGUACGUGAUGUUCUAAAAUAACCCACUCUUCAGGUCCACCUCAUAUUCGAUUCUUGGUGCCAAUCAAGGCCUUUCUCGCUUCAUUAGAAAUAUCUGUCAUUUAUAUAUCGAGCACCUGUACAAGCUGAUUUCUGUCGAAGACAGACACCUUUUUGACCGGCGCUAUGUGUCCAUCUUAGAGAGAUGUCCGUCUUAUAGAGAGUCAACUGAAAGGCAGGGACAAACUUUAGGUAUCCGUCUUAGCGAGAUGUCAGUUAAUUAAGAGCUCACUUUACUUCCUUAAGAGAGAGACGCAUUACGUAAAGUUUGGUUUGGUUGAAAAAAAAAAUUCGCGCUACAUUACAAACUACUCUGUUUAGGGUUUCACUGACUAUUCUCAUUCGUAUAAAAGCCGCCGCGUGACGAUUUAAUCAACUAGAUUACUGCGUGCUCCCUCGGGAAGCAGUCUAUUGGUCCUUUACGGUCCCCAGGGAAAUUCCCUAGGCCUUUUAUACGCCCUAGCAAACAAAUUCACCGUCUUCUCGCAAGUCUACUCUACAACGGGCAAGCAAGUUUCCUCACCCUCCUCCCCUUCAGCGGCGCUGGCAAAUUUUCUCUAUCAGCCCACCUUAUGCCUUAUGCAAAAUUUUUCACCCAUAACUUAUCUAUCAAAAGGCAUAAGGUGGCUUUUAUGCGAAUGUAAAUUAGUUACUAUACUUGAUUGAAAACCGCGGACAAGUAUCUUAUAAUUGUGGGGAUAGCCUGUGUCCACACGCCCCUCCCCCCUUUUUUCGUUUGUUUGUCUUUUGAAUUUUGAAUUUUAAUUUUUAUCUGAGGGAGAGGGCGUUUGUACACAGGCUAUAUGGGGAUAUCCUUGCAAUCAUCCAGCGUACCAAUCACCGGGAAGUGUCCAUUUUUUUAACAUCCCUAUUACAUAAUUUGUUAUCUUUCUUGUUUUCAGAUAUACUUUGAAAGUUCAUCAAGAAAAAAGACGUUAAAGGCCGGAUCCUGGUAUGUUAUUUAAACUGAAACCUUGUGUAAUCCCGACCAAACAACGAACGUGAACUGACGUUUUACAUCUUGCAUGAGCAAAAGUGAAUCUCUCUCCCAAGUUUGAUAACAAGCAUUGUGUAGCUACCGUUAAUCCUGUGACGCUUCGAGAGGAUCCACUAGACCCAUACUGUGCUUUAUUUGAAUAUUCCUUUUGCCUUACAACCGGUUUUGUCUUUAACUAAAAACGGAUCUGUGUACAGACUAUAUUGCCUACGAUAUUCAUUGUUUUGUUAGCCUGUGAACAGGCCCGCUUUGUUUGGGAAAAGCGAUUUUUUCACCCCUUUCCCAAAGAGAGAGCCUGCUCACAGGCUUAUUGUUUAUCAAUUUUUAUUUGAACUUGUUCUUGAGUGUAUAUCUGCGACGUUAUUGAUAGUUUGUCAAUAUUAUCUGAUUUUGUGUUAAACUAUCUAUGGUGACGAUAUUCAUCAUUUGCCAAUUUUAUUCGAGCUUUUGCUGCUGUGGAAUUAUGAAAUCUUUACGAAUUAAGUUCCUCCUAUAGUUACGAACGCUAAACAGACUUGUCGUUUUCUUUUGCCUUUAGGUUUCUGUAUCAGAUUUUUGCAGGCACCACCACACUGCAGUGUCAGCGAUUGUUGUUCACAGCAGCAAAAGCUGGAGAGCUGGAUACUGUACAAAAACUGGUAUGAAAGGUUAGUUGUUGUAAAUUUCUUCUUUAAUGCGAGUGUCAAGAAGGAUUGGUUACAGUAAAUAAAUGUUAUUUAAGUCGUUAAGCUAAUGCCCUCUGGUGUUUGGCAGUGCUGAGCGCUUUCUAAAGAACAAUGGAGACCGCUUAGUUCAACCUUUGUAUUUACCAAAAUAUUUUAAAAAUUUACCCAGUCAUUUCAAGGACUCACUGUUAUCCGUAAUAAAGCAAACAACAGAAUGAAGUCUAUGAGAUCAUAGUUAAUUGAGUGGAAUGGUUAUGAAACCCGUCAGACUCCUUUGUUAUAUGUUUUUGUGGACCUGAAAGUGCACAACGUUCAAAAGAAUUCCUAUCAUUUUGAUUGUAUUGACCAAUAAGAACGUUGCAUUAAUUUAUUCCGUAACAAUUUGCCAACAGAAAACAAAGGAUUGUGCACUUUCACGGUACUUCCAACGUAAACUGCAGCACUGUUGUUUUUAUCAUUGAUGUUUGCCGCUUUUCAUAACCAGUCUCCUCUAAUAACUAUGAUGAGAUUAAGUGUAAGUCGCUUGUUUAGGCAUUUAUUUCCCUUUCAGAAGCUUAUUUAUAAUUGAAAAGAAAAGUAUACAAAGAACAUAAUGUUUAAUUGGUGUCUUCAUAUCUGAUAUAGACACGGCUAAACUUUACGCACAGUAAACUUGGCCAAAAUAACCCCUAAUGUACAUAUUAGUGCAAGAAUGAAUAGAUGUGUCGAAGUCGUUUAAAAAGUUCAAGGUUCAUGUUUUAUCAAAGCUUGACACUGAAAGGAAUUCUGCAGGCAGAGUAAUCCACCAAACGUUACCCAUCUGAUGGACACACAAUGUGUAUUUGCAUGUAUUAAACUUGUGUCUUAAAAAACAUCGAUGUGAGGAAUUUGAAAGAUACUUGUACAAACUUUCGCCUUUGCUGUAUUUCGUUUUCACUUGUGAUAACUCGUUACCCUACUGUGUUCACCUUUUAAUAAUCAGAAAGGUAACUUACUACCAAAAAGGUGAAAAUGUCAUCUAUCAACAAUCAUAUCGUACUUAAAAAGUACUCAUUUACAAAUACUUUAAUUAAAUCGAAGUUUAGUGGUGCGCGGCUUGAGUUUUCAAUGAGUUUCCAUUUGUGUUUUGAUAACUGCGGGUAAUUUACUAUGUACACGAAAUUCUCUUUUAAUUACGUUUCUAACAUUUUUUUGGAAUUUUAUGGGGUAAACUAAGUACAAAUUUCCAUAAUUCGUGAAAUGUUCAGUUCUAGACUAUUUGAACGAGCCAAGGUUUCUUCAGUUUGAUUCAAAGAUGCAGCUAAAAUAUUUUCGGUCUGUUCCGAAGGCCUUAAAUUGUGUGCCCUACAACCCCGGACAAAACUGUUGAGACAAUUCCAUCUAUUUUCUAACUUUUGCGCCCUACUCCCGUCUCCUCUAAACACAAAAAGUAAACCCCCUCCCCACCCCCUAUUCAAAGUUGCCUUGGUCUAAAAACCAACGUGUAUAAUUGCCAUGCUAUCCUAAACAACUUUGGAUAAGGGGAGGGGGGAAAUCGGGCAUUCAUUUGGCGGCGGUUUCAGUUUUUGCCGGGAUGACAGGAAAAAAUAGGCAUUUUCGCGAUUUGUCUCAACAGGUUUUGUCCGGGGUUGUAGCAAUGACGACGGCGACGGCAGCGAAAAAGUCCCUGUAAAGACGUUUUCCCGUUUUUUAAACGUUUUUGGGAUUAUUUCAACUCCAGAAAAUAUCCAUACCCCCCACGGGCACUUGGAUAUUUUCCGGAACUACACAAUGCAAGUUAAUUUUCCCCGAACUGCAUGAAUUCUUGGGGACCGAACCCAAGUUAAGAUUGAAAAAGAAAAAUUCGUCGUAGUGUGCCAACGUCCUCCAUAAGACGUUCCGUGAAGGAAUUUCACGUCGCGGUCGUGCAGUGACGACAAAGAAAUGUACAAAAAAGUGUGCUGCACGUGCGGAGUUGCUAUUUUGCCGUUUUCGGGGCCGUUGCUUUCGUCGUUACUCGUAGAGUCCACCGGACAACUGGAUAACACAGACACAUUGGUAUAUCUCUUUAGUCUCCGUAUCUACAAAAACUUUAACUGAAAUUAAAAUCGAAAAGGAGUCCCGCGGUUUACGUAAAUCGCUAAUAGGCCCAUGCUUAGUUUAUAUUAGAUGAUUAAUAGCGGAUUUGUCCUAGCGCUUGAAACACUUCAAAGGUGACUUAUUGUGAUAUUUGUCAAUAACAACAUACAAGACAGAGCGCCUGGUGAUCCUUUCUUCUAGGGUAACUGAAGCUUGAAAUUUUGAUAUGAACCUCUCCUCAUAGUCUCCUGGAUUUCACUAAGUAGUGAACCAAACACACAAAAUUAGUCAGAACUUGAAGUAGUCAAGUAAUGAUGUUGCAAUCUAAGCAAUUACAUAUGUAUUUAAGUGUGCAGACUGCUCACUUUACAGCGCUUGGGAAAAAUCGACAUUUUUAACCGUCUGUUAAAAUGGAAGAACACUGGCCUUUUUUCAACAGCUAGUUAAUAUGAGUUUUCGAAAAGACGGAGUUAUUUUUGGAUAAAGUGAGGAAAAAAUAACUGAACUAGUGACAGGCAACCCGGAGGCCUCGAGAUCAAUUCCCACCCUCCUAUAACUCGUUUGAUUUGAUUCUCGGUAGUCGCGAGUUCAAAAUCAAAAAAUCGAAAACAAUUUUCUUUGCCCCGCUCCAGCCUGUAGUGAUUCUUAACCUUUUUAUAUUUCAUUUCAAUUAUUUGUUUCAGGGAUUUGGUCUGGCCUGUAAGCUUUUGUGUUAUAAAUACUGCGGAGGGAAACAAAAUACACCUAUAUUAUAUACAAAAAGUAUUCUGUCCUUAUGCCUUUGAUAUACUUACAGAAAGACUGAUUUGAAAUGAGUAUAAGUUAUCGAAUAGAAGAGAAUGACCUAUACUUACUGUUCGUUCGUCGUGUUCCUGAGGGCGCUGGCGAGAAAUAAUAUGCCUAAUGUCCCCAGGUCUGUAUACUGUUCUUUGCUCUCUUCUGUCCGUUUCUUGAGCCUGAUGAACUACGAAGGCUCUUUGGUCGUCGGCUGCUCUCAUCGUAGGGUAAGUCUAUUUCACAAAGUACAAAAACACACACAUCGUAAUUGAUAAAUAGUUACGUCGUGCUAACCAUAUUGGCGUGUUUGUUGAUUUGAAAUCAAAUAAAAUUCUAAAUAAAACUGCCAAAACGCUACUUUUUGAAAUUGACUUGGUUACCCUUCUUUCGACGUACGUAUUCCUAGUAGGAGUGUAGAUGGGAGGUAACCCUCGCGCGUUGUCUGCAGCUCUCUGCAUUUGCUCUCCUGUGCCCAUAGUUUGAAGUAUUCGUGUACUGGCGUUUAUCAGACAUAAGCAAAGCUUUAUCACACAGUACCCAAGUGCGCACAUCAUUAUAAGUGAUGUAACGCACAUUAUGUCGGUCGCCAUUCUUGGCUCUUACUGUCAGUGAAGAAAAUUGGCAAAACUGGUCACAACUUUUCAGCCUCCACAAGCUUGCUGUCCCAAGAAAUGAAAGUCCUUCAGAUAAUACACAGUUUUAUGUUAUUAUUUUGAGAAGUCUCGAGGCGUUUAUUGGCCAAUCAGCUUGGAGGGGGCGUUGUUCAAGGAACCUCCUUUUUUAAUACUCGACUUUAUUUUGACGGUUAUGACAAAAGUGGUGUCAGUUAACGAGUUAACUAGUCGCACGAUAUAAAGACACUUUUGAGCGUCACACGUCCACCGCAAGCGCGCUUUUGUGUCUAUAAGAGUAAAGAAACCGAGCAAUUAAAAUAUUGGUAGCCUUAAGGCAUAUUAAAGUCGACAGGGUCUUGGCUUAAGCUCUCUACUAACGAUAUGCACGAUAAAAGUCUCCACGUGGUCAUUGAUCAAUCAUUAAUAUAGCAUGAUAGUAGCAUUGAAUACAUUGAAACGGUUACAGAGGCCUUUUUGUCUAUGUGUGGCCUUGUAAAUUGCAAUAAAAGCAACAUUUAUUUAAUUUCUGCUUUACAAGCAACGUACACGUGGUCCCUUGUUUAUUUUUAAAGCGGAAGUUUCUAUUGUUUCUUUUUGUCUCGACCUUCUUUUAAACCAAACGAAGCAAAGCGUAGGGUUGUUUUGGGGGUUGUUCACGGUUUAAGACUUAUCUAUUCAUUUUAUUGUGGUAUGUGGACAAUUGUUAGGAUCAGGCUUUUAGUUAUGAUAGGCGAUGUUGUAUUCCCGCAGGGUACAAUCAAUAAAAUCAAUGAUUAGCAUAAUGAUCGUACACCCGGAGUAGUCAAUCGAUAAAAACCGGUAUAUUUAGGCGCUUAUUGGAACCAAGCCAGGCUUGGACAAGGUCACUCUCCCUUGUUCUUGACGAUUGUUUAUUUUAGGCUUCUACCGCAGAAUUAGCAUUAUAAAAAUUAACUGUACUUUGCAGUAUUGGCAUUUGGACGUCGUAUGAAUGAAGCAGAACAUUCAUUUAUUGAGAAAGUUAAAAGAAAACUAAAUAAUGAAAACUCCAAAACAGGGGCGUAGCCAGCCUAUAGACCUGUAGGCCCGGGCCUACAAAUUUUUGGUUUGAUCACUCUACUGCUUGUAAUAAAUUAUGCGUUGUUGGGGUGAGCUAAAAAGCUUAAAAGCUCAAAGUAUUGGUGAGGUCAGUGCGUCCUAGUCAUGCGUGCAAUUUUCAGGAUAUGUGGAAAUAAGAAGUCAUCCAGGCCUACAACUAGUCAAAAAGCUGGCUGCCCCUGCAAAAUGAAUAUAAAUGAAGCAGAACAAGGCUAUACUUUUGAGGUGCAUAUAUCGGAAGAAAAAUUAAUGUUAUAGCCAAAAGCUCCCCUUACAUACAAGGCCACAAAUGUAUUACAAGAAAGAUGACGAUAAACUUUGGAAGUCAAAUAAUGUUAAUAUUUGAAGGAGGUAAAACAUACUUUAUUUUGAGAAGUAUCGUGUGAAAGUUGAGCGGCGAAGUCAAGACGACGGUUGCUUUUUAAACCGUAGAACUGGUGGAGCCCCGAGGGAGGGACUCCGCAUAUGAAAGGGGUGGGGAUGCUCGUCUUCUCGCUUAGAGGUGUAAAUUUCGGAUUUUGGUCUCACUUAGGGUGUUCUGGGCAAAACGCCAUCAUAUGUAGACGUGAAGGUCUCGUUUAGGGUUGCACGUGAAAAAAUAUAAAAACAUAUAUAUUGUCUGUGUUUUAACAUGGUCUCUUUUAGGGGUCAGAAAAGGCUUGGGCCGCGCCCACGCCCAGAUCUCCUAUAGGGGUUUAAUUCAAAAUUUCCGACGAGCAUCCCUACCCCUUUCAUAUGCGGAGUCCCCCCGGGGGGUGGAACGUGGUUUGUUUCACUAUAGCAUCAUGAAGACAUCGCCUUGAUUUUAAGCAUUUAUUAACCAUUUAGUCUCAAAAAAAUUGUAAGUUGAUUUUAGUCACCUUAGUGACUUUAGACCUGCUAUGGUGUCCGUAAAACGUUACAUUCUUAAGCCCUGCACAGAUACUUCGCCACGUUUUUGCGAGACACUUAUCGGCCAGAUGUUCUCCAAAUGCGACGAAAUGAGUCAAAGUAGACGGCUUUAACUGUCAAAACCAUGCUUGUUUUCCACGCAUAUAUCUUUCAAUUCUUCAUUAAUAAAGCUCUACCAGCUUAAACACCGGCAGAAUUUCAUGGGCAAAAGUGUUAAAGAUGAUUUAUUUAACGUAGAGAUUUAAUGUUAGUUAUCGUGGCGCAUUAAAAAUAACGCGCUAAUCUUCCACGUCCGAGGUCCGGGGUUUGACUCUCGCCGUGGGAACCUUUUUUUUUCUUUUCUCCUUUUUUGGUCCUUUGUUUUUUGUUUUUGCUUUUUGGUAAAACAUAUUUUCAUAUUUUGACAGAGUUAAAAUAUACCGGAAGACUUAUUGCAGGUUUCAUUUCUAAGAUUCAGUGAUUUUAAAAUAUUAAAAAUCCACAAGUUAGCCUUAGGCACCCUUUUAUUCGAGGUUUUUGUUUCACUGACGGCAUAUCUCAGUCAAUCCACGCCUUUUUCACUAAACCAUAAAAGGUCCAGGUCUCUCGAUCCUUAAUUGCCCAGGCGGCUAUUAUUAGCAAAAUUAGUCUCCAGUAAAUUUCACAAUUUGUAAUAAUCUAACGGGCAAUUGUUGCGUGAUAUUGUGACUCCGGUGAAUGAUUAUUUUAUCUCUUAAGUGGUUUAUCGUGAUUUUCGAAAAUAUGACACGUUGCCUUUUUUACAUCGUCAUUCCAAGAUGAAUACAGAACAAUAAAGUAUUUAAGGCAGUUUCCGUUUUGAAUGAAACCCAUUAUGGCGCGGUAUCGGGGUCAAAAGUAACUCGAUGUCUAUUUUCUCUGUCGUUUUGUCUCCGUUUUCUGUCGUCUUGUCGAUGUGUCAUGUCGUCUUGUCUACUUGCAAUGUCGUCUCGUCCUUUUGCGGUGGGCUCUGGACUGGACUCUGGACUGAUCUCCGGACUGGACUCUGGACUCUGGACUCUGGACUCUGGACUCUGGACUCUGUGUGCCAUUACUUACGAGUUGUGGUCUUUUGUUGUCUCCUUUGCCCUGUUUAUUUCCUCACUGUCUUUUUUUCUGGGGUAUACGUUUUUUUCGACUUCUCUUAGUCCCUGAUCCGUGUACAUAAUUUCUUCUUUUCUUUUUCAUCACGAAAAGAUUCGGGGGACUGUUUAUUUUGUGGUGGUGGUGGGGGGGGUAGGAGGAGGGUGAAAUGCUUUUUAAAUAAGUAAGUAAUAAAUUGCUUGCUUUGUACAGUAUUGCAAAAGCAUGGCUAUUACAAUCAAAAUAAAACAAACAACACUAGCACUAAACUGAAAAUUAAGCUACCUCCGAUGAAUCACGUAUUUUCUUACAGGAACUGAGUAAACUUCACAACUAACUUAUUUGCAAGAUAGUCGUUGGAAUUCACUAUCAGUUUUAUGCUUUCUAGAGAAGAUUUCGUUUCAAAGUCAGGUAUUAUUCGAUUGAUUUGAUUAUGUCUGUCUCUGUUCUGAGUGUUUAUUACAUUGAAAGAGUGAAUAAAUCUCAUUUUCUACCUCAUUCGACUUACACAAGGGGUAUAAUUUAUUUUCUCUUGGUAAAUAAACCUUCUACUAAGUUAUUGGGGGUUUCUUUAAGUCUCUAAUGGCUUGCGUAUGCUGUAUUUAGCUAGAAAACUAACCGACAAUCAAGAGACUCUUAAACUAUUUACUAUUCACUUGUUUAACCCCACAUACUAUUGUGAUGUUGUAUAGGGUGACUGCUCCAAAAUACGUGCUGACAAAUUGCAAAAGUUGCAAAAUAGAGCAGCACGGAUUUAUACUCGAGCUGAUUACUCUAUCAGAUCAUCAGAUGUGUUUAAUUCUCUAAAGUGGUCUCACUUAGAAGAAAGAGGAAAAAGGCACUUGAUAAUUAUGAUUUUUAAAGCAUUCAAUAAUAAUUGUCCUACGUACCUUCUGGAGCGGUUUCAUAGAACUUCUGAAGUUCACAACAAUUAUUUGAGGGGUUCAAACUAUGAUCUCCAAUUACCGCGGCUACCUAAAACGAAUUUUCUUAAGCGCUCAUUCUCUUAUCGGGGCGCAAUGGCUUGGAAUCAAAUCAAACACGUGGGACAGAAGAUCUUACUAUCUUUAAACUUGCGAUAUCCUAAGAUGUAACUUUUUAUCCUAUCAGGUUAUUUAUGACUUAUUUCUUCUUAUUAUAUUGUAUCUAAAUAAAUCAUCUUGUUUACGUAAAACUAGAUAGUUGCGUUUAUAAGAGUUUUUAUACUAAGGAUGCAUUAUCCGUCUGGACGAACUUGGGCAAACAUUUUGUAGUUCGUCUGGGUUAUGCGUCUCUAGUAUAAAGACGGGCACGAGACGCAUUAUGCGUCCAAACGAACUACCUUUCGUAGUGCGUCGUUCAAGACGUUUUUCGAAGGAAAGUUCAUCCAGAAGCAUAAUGCGUCUUGUGCCCGUCUUUAUACUAGAGACGCAUAACCAGACGAACUACAAAUGUUUGCCCAAGUUCGUCCGGUCGGAUAAUGCGUCCUUAGUAUAAAAACGGCCAAUAAUUAAAUGGUUUGUUGUGUGUGCUCGCAUGCGGAUUGUCUUCAGAAGGCCCUUUGGCGUUUAACUGUAAAAGACACAACGGCCACUGUAAGUCGAAUUUGUUCCGUGUUUUGGUUGCGCGGUGUUGAAUGAACGGUCACUAAGAAGAAUCGACAAAGGCCGUGUAUCAUUAUGAUGUUUAGCCAGUUGAGAGACUUUGAACUUUCUAUGAUUUCUGCAAUACGCUAAGUCGUAAGACCUAUAAGAAACAUUUUUCAAAUGUUGAAAAGUAGAGACUGAGUCUGUGUAAGAGCUAGAUGUAAGUUUUCUGCCAACGUGCUGCAGUAACAUUAAGGUUGUUAAAAACAGAUGUAUAAGUGACAAUAUACGCACAUUAUAGAUAGUGCUAUUAAAUAUACAGAAAACAAAGGUUUACCCGGUCUACUUCUUUUCCUCGAUUUUGAAAAAGCUUUUGACACGUUAGAUUGGUCAUUCAUAAACCAAACGUUACGGCACUUUGGGUUUGGCCCCUCACUGUUAAACUGGGUUGAACUGUUUUACUGCAAUACCGAAAGCUAUAUACUAAUUAAUGGAUGGGCAAGCAAUUUCUUUGAGUUAAGUCGAGUUGUUAGGCAAGGCUGCCCCUUGUCGUCUUAUCUCUUCAUACUGUCCGUAGAAAUACUCGCUGAAGCUAUUCGCAAUAAGAAAGAAAUAAAGGGCAUCAAAAUCUAUAAUACUGAAGUUAAAGUAAGUCAAUAUGCGGAUGACACGACACUCAUUUUAGAUGGAACUGAAGAAUCAGUAAGAGCGUCAGUGUUACUGAUAGAGGUAUUUGGGAACAUAUCUGGCCUAAGGCUGAACAAUGAGAAAACAGAGACCUCGUGGAUAGGUUCUAAAAGAAACUGCAACCUGAAACUCUGUCCGGAAAAAAAUUUUAAAUGGCAAAAGGGAAAGGUCAAAGCACUAGGCGUGUGGCUCUCUACAGAUCACCAGUUAACACUCUCUCUCAAUUACAACGAGAAAUUGGCAAAAAUCCAAACUAUCUUGGGAUGCUGGAAAUUUGGAAGACUUAGCUUAGGGAAAGUUCAUUUAAUAUGACAAGGGGGGGGAUGAAGAUAUUGAGAGGGGGCUCCGAAAAUUUUUAGACACCCGAAGGGGGGGCUCCGAAAAUUUGUAUACUUCAAAAUCAACACGUGACAUCAUCAUACAGAUCGGAUGGUUUUCAACUCAACAAUUUAAUGACCUGUGCAACUCAGCUAUAUCACGUGGUUUACAGAUAUAACAAAUGUAGUCUCAGUAAUUAUUACACUCUUGUUCAUCCUAAAAAUGCUUUAGAAAAUUGUAUCACAACUGUAUCUCAAGUUUGUCAUAGUAUAAACCAUUGAAGACAAUAGCGGUAAAUAUAUUUAAUACAGUCUAGCGAUCUUUUUUCAGGGGAGCAAAGGAAUUGAAGGAGGAGGGGGGGGGGCUCUGACAUUUUUUCGACUAUCAAGGAGGGGGCUCCUAAAAAAUUGAACCGCUAGCGAGGGGGGCUGCUAAAAUUUCAAGCUUCGAGUUUCAAUAUCUUCAUCCCCCGUCGUCAAAUUAAAUGAACUUUCCCUUAAUAGGGAAAAUAACAGUACUAAAAAGCCUUGUAGCAUCCCAACUGGUCUAUAUACUCACACCUUUGCAAACGAAUCACCAAGCAAUAAAAGAGAUCAACAAGCUUUUUUUCAAUUUCUUAUGGAACGGCAAAAAGGAUAAAAUUAAACGCUCGAUCAUGAUCAAUGACUACCCUGAAGGAGGACUAAAAAUGAUUGAUAUUGCUUCUUUUAACAAAUCACUCAAGGCUACGUAGAUUAAAAAGUAUCUAGAUUCAGGAAACCGUGGCAAAUGGGAAAACUUCUUUAAUCUGGCGCUGGGAAAAUACGGAGGGAGUCGUUUUUUCGAAUUAGGAAAUCUUAACAGAAAGGAUAUUGAUAAGCUAAAGAUAGAAGACCCUUUUAUCAAAGAAAUUGUAGAAAUUUGGUCUGAGACUUUCUUCGAGAGGAAAAUAGUAUCAAAAGAUCAUUUCCUAUCUCUACCUCUGUUACAAAAUUCAUUAAUAAGAAUAAAUAACGCACCAGUUUUCUGCAAUAAUUGGCUUAACAAGGAUAUAACAAAAGUUAAACAUCUAAUGGACGAGAAUUCUCUCAACUUUUUUUCCCUCGACCAUUUUCAGAACAGAUAUAACAUUCGAGUAAAACCCUUAAUGUUUUUCGGAAUCGUCUCAGCCUUGAAAUCUUUACAACGACAAAUCCCGAGAACACAUCAGCAGUAUGAAAGUCCUUUUAACACAUUUCUCAAAAGCCAAAAAUCAUCUAGAAUUGCUUACUAAUAGCAAAUAAAAGUAAAACACCCAUAUCUUGUAUAGACAAAUGGCAUAAAGACAUCCACUCUUCAACCGAUAAAAAUGUUGACUGGAGAAACGUUUUUCAAGCAGCAAACACUUGUACAACCAGCUCCAAACUAAUUGAUUUUAAUUUCACAUUUUUACACAGACGUUUACCAACUAAGAGCUAUCUGUAAAGAAUAGGAGUUAAAGAGGACGGAAAAUGUACUUUUUGCCAUUACGAGAAAGAGGAUUUGACACAUCUAUUUUGAAAAUGCCAAAAAACCAAAAAUUUUUGGGAUAAUUUCUCGAUAUCGCUUCAGUCGUGCCAGAUCCUGCAACCAGGCAGUUACUUAGACAUGACUACCGCUUUGGGCCUAACGCCAGACAGCUCUUCCUUUAAGCUCCAUAUAAAAUUCUGUUGUCUUAUAGCUAAGAACUUUAUCUGGAUAUGCAGAUCAAAAGAAUGUUUCCCAAUUCACAACAAUUUCUUGUUUUAUCUGAGACAUAUAUACCAAUUAGAAAAUAAGACACCGCGCAAUACAAGAAAAUAGAAACCUUUCCUUUCCUCGCUGGGUCUUGUCUCGUAACUCCAAAAACAUAAAUUAGUAAUAUCUGCACCUACCAUGAAUAUUUAUAUUGCUUUCACCACAAAGAAAGCAAAGGAAAAAAAAUGUAAAAAUUAAUUAUAGAUCAUACUAAGUACAGUAAUAUAUGGAAUUAGCACUGCUGUAACGUAGUUUAAUAUUUGUAAGUAUAUUGCCAUGUAAGUGUGUAAAUUCUCUAUUUGUUUUUUUGUUUUUUUUUUCUUUUUAUUACUUUAUUUAUUCUGUGUAAUUUUUUUUUCUGUGUGUGUUUUACUUACCAAAAAAAAAACCAUUAAGGUUGUUUUGACAGAUCGGGGCUUCCCCAUCGUUACUCGUCAACAAAAGAAAAUGAAACCAUUAAAAGUCAUUAAAAGAAAAAGGCAUGCCAAGAGUUUUUGUAGACGUAAACACACUGUCUUUAUUCAGUGAUUAUUACGUACUUAUACUAUAUUGUGACCCCUAUGUUAAGAAAAAGAGCAAAAAAUAAAUUAAAUUAAGUUUACAAUCUUGUAUUUUGCAAAUGUAAGAAGCCGAGUUUUCAAGACUAAUCUAUUUUAACGUUUUUUUUUCUGUUUUGCAAAGCUAAGUUGAACGCUUUAGUAGAAUAAAUUAACGUCGAGCAAAUGUAGCGGGAUGUGGUUCUUUCCCUUGAAAUUCAGCUGCUUUGUUUUUGCUUUCAAUUGAGAUUAUCCUAUCACUUAUAAAAACAAAUACAAAGCAACCUCCACACUAUCAUAUACGUUUAAAAAUCAUAAUGACAGAUAUGGAAAAAUGUGCGUGAUUGUGCACCUUUCAAGUACAUAAGGUUAUCCCACUUGUCAAUGUGCUUAAAAUAACCCUGUAUAACCACACCAACCGACUUGUUGUUAAACCGGAAGUGGACUUUUUGUUUUCUUGGGCGGUGUUUUAAUACACUUUCAAAACGUCUUUUCCCUUCAUACGAGUUCUCUGUGGUCUACACACUAAUUAAUAUAUAAUUCACACUCGUUGGAACUGAUAUGUCGCCCUAUCAGCAUAAAAGGAUGCGGCCGUGCUUAAAAAAAGCUGUGUUGAUUUCUGUGCUCUUCUCAGCAAGGCAGUCAGAUAAGUAAGUAGAUGUCGAUUGUAGCGUGAAAAGUGGGCGAGGGUAACUGCAUUGUCCAAUACCGAUCUUUUUUCCAGAAUAUCCACAAAAUAUCAUAAAUUGAUUUUCGAACAAGGAGGUCAAAAGGCAAAAUGUUUGCAACUGAACCAGUCUUCGGAGGAUGUCCUAAAAAAAUUAAAACAUUUUUAACAGCAGUGAGGAUCAAGCAAUUGGCUUUGAAGGAAAAUGGAAGGAACUAAUAAGACACAUGGUAUUGUACAGCGCGCUCGUUGGUAUGAAAAUUUAACCCGGAAAUGAGUGGGCAACGUAAGCUGUUCUUAAAAUAAUGUCAAUGUAAAAUAUCAAGCAAAUUCAUCUUGUGUGAUCAUGUCCGUAUUCUAAUGACCACUCUGUUUUACAGAGCAUUGAUAUUACAAGGAGAAAUGUGAUACUGAUCACUCUUAGGGCUUAGAGAGUUACCCGAAGGGUUUACAGUAAAACUCUUAACUAAGGUUUACUUAAAGAUCUGUAAAAACGAGAAGGAAGACAAUUAAAAGUUUCAACAAGCAGUUACUUUGAUGACGACACAACGACACCGUCACAAAAACAAUAACAAAUACGACAUUUGAUUUAUUUAAACUGGAAAAGCAAACUAAAAAUUUCCAACAACCAUAGAAAUACUUACUUAACUAUUUCAUUCGUCAUGUUCCUGAGGUUGUGGAUGUACUCGAUUCUCAGCUCUUCUGUUAAUGGUUUGGUCCUCCACUUGUAUUCUAAUGUCCUCUAGCCUUUGUAUCGCGCCUUGCCUCCUGAUGUCGACCAGCUCAGGGGCCUGUACUGCAAAAACUCUUUGCUGACCGGCUGUUAUUACGGCCAAACAAAUCAUCGUGAAAAAAUACAGAACAAUGGUCAUCAUUAUCAGUAAAAGCAAGUUUGGAUCCAUUUCGAUCGACAGAAUAAGCACUGGUUCUUCUUUCGGAACUUUCUGUUCACUGAGGUCGAAAUUGAAUAGUGAUGACCAUAACACACUAGAUGUUUUUUAUGUUAUUGCCCCACGCCUCACUUGGGCCACUAAAUGUGGUACCGCCCACGGCAACUUGUCUAGAGUUGACAGGAUUUCCACUGGAUAUUUCAACGGUUUCGUAGUAACAUUGAAUAAAAUUACUCUGCAUUAAACCAGCCUUUCAGGAACAAUAACUAAAAUAAUUGCAUUAAUUUACGUGUAUUAUUCCGCCUGUUUUCCGGGAGCGAAAUUAAAGAAAUCGGUUCUGUUUUUUUAGUUCUAUACGUUACGCAAUUGGAAAUUGGAAAUUCAAAAUUUAGACUUUUGCGGUUUCAAUGUUUGUUUGAAGUUCCGCGGUCAUACCAGGGGUCAUUACAUUUUUUAAGAUAUUUUCCUAAGUUUCCGGACCAUUGUGUUACCCUGGCUCAAGAGGUGCGUUCUCGAGCAGUAAUAUUUUCAAAAUUUAGACUUUUGCGGUUUCAAUGUUUUGUUUAAAGUUCCGCGGUCAUACCAGGGGUCAUUACAUUUUUGAUGAUAUUUUCCUAAGUUUCCAGACCUUUGUUUUACCCUGGCUCAAGAGGUCCGUUCUCGAAUAGCCUGCUCGGGCGCGCGAAUGUUUUGCUGGCGAAAGCGCCGUGUUGAAACUCCGAAAGAGAGGAGAAAAAGUGGGGUAGGGGGCACCUACCCUAAGGGUUGGUAUUUUUACUCUCCCUAAUCUUCCUCCGUGACAACAUCAGAGAUGGCGGUUGUACGUGCAUAAACAAGCAGCUUUCGCUCUUCCAAAAUACGCCUGUACUGCAGGCUUGUUCUCGAAAUACCUAUGACGAAAAAUUAAAUGAGAAAAAAAUAACUGUGGAACCCAGGGUAACUUUGUUAUACUUAAUUCAGGAUUUUUAAUUUUUAAUUUUUAUAUAUUUGUACAUUCCGGGUAAAUUUUGAAUACAUAAUUCGCUCAUCUGCAUUUUGCUUUUGAUUUGAUUUUUGUGUUUCUUUGAGCACGUGUUUGCAAACGCUAAGAAUUUUGGAUUUUUUUGAAGGCGCACUUAGCGUGAUGGACAAUUUGAAAAAUCAUCCUUAUGCAAGAAAACUUUCAGACGCUAGACGGGGCCUCACGUGCGUGGCCUGCACGUAAUGAGCACUGAAUCCUACAUGUCAUGUUUCCGAUGUUAGUCAGCAAAAGUCUACUCUAUAAUAGGCAUCUUACGAAACCACGACGACGACGACGGUAACGGGAACCUCAAAAAACAAUAGGUUUAAUGAGCAAAACAACAACUCUGCACGUGCAUCACGCUUUUUUGUACAUUUCUUUGCCUUCACUGCACAACUACGACGUGAAAUGACCAAAUUUUAAGUUUACUUGAGAACGGGAACGGCAAGGCGAUAAAUUCUACCAUCUCUGUCCGAACUUGAACGCGUUCCCCUUUCUUCAGCUCCAGCCAAAAUCCCCUUUUUUAACACGUUUUUGAGCGGUUUGGUGUUUGGAUUUCACCGUAAAGUGAUCCACUGGCAACCUCGUUCCCAGGGUUCUCUCCUACCCGCUGUCACAGCCGCCCUCCGUAGGGCGGGUAGGAGAGAGCCCUGGGAACGAGGUUGAUCCACUGGGGUCAUAAAUGAUUUUGCUGUGAUCACAUCAUGUGUGACAAAAUUGAAAGAGGUACUUUUUUGUGCAUGUAUUUUGUUUUCACUUUAUACACGAUUAGAAAUUUAAUCAUGUCUUUUAAAAGAUAUAUUUCUGAGCAUCUGAGGAAAAAUAUUUUCGAAAAAAAGCGGCCUUAUGCUAUGAUCAGCAUGAUGAGUUUAACACUAUUACAUUUUUUCAGAAGGCGAACUCUUUAACGCAUCAGUGACGUCAUCUCACGACCCACGCUAGUACUGCGUGACCAACAAUUAAAAUCAUAUAUCGGUAUCCUCUCUUUGUAAAAACAUAUUUGUCCUAUGACUUUUAAAGAGGUCACGAGACAGUUAACUCAAUAAGAACUAACACAAACAUUUUUUUUUUAAUGAAGCAGCUUAACAAAUAUGGGUCAAGAGGUCGUUACAGCAGUUACAGAUAGUCAAGGAAAGAGACUCUCCCCUUACUUCCUCCAGGAAGAGGGUCAAAAGAGAGUCACUGAAGAGACAUGAAAGCUGCGUAGCUAAGCGUAGUUGCAAACAAAGCCCUUUGUAUUACAACAUUGCGGUUUCGUAUUUUAUUCCGCUGCCGGAUAAUCAUGAAACAACAAAAUUAAGGAAGGACAUCUUUGAAUGUUAAGCACUGACUUUUUAUUGUCAUGUUAAUAUGUCUAGCUAAACUAAAUCAUUCUUGCUAGUUGUCGCGGAGUUUCAAAAUGCUUUCUGGUCAUUAAAUUCAGGGCAACGUUACAUACUUUUGAUCGAAAUUUGAGUGAGAUUUUACUGUGUUGAGGUAUCUUGGUUAUCAGAUUUAUCACCCAAUUAGGCAGUCAGAUAAGUAUAGUACAAAAGUUGACUCUUGAGUCAUCAGACAAAUGAUUCACAAAAGUACAUGAAAUACAAAGUGUUUUAGGAGUUGGUAUACGUUUUAUCUAAUAUCAGUGAAGAAACCUUCACCAAUAAUCCUCCUUAUAGACUGCCAAUCUAAUCUAGCAAGAGUUUUAAGGACACAUCGUGGUCAGCAAUUAAGUGUUUUCCGUUGGUUUCCUGGAUUUGAAAAUGCGGCACACGUAUUUCCGUCAGCAAUGUAAAUUUUUUCUGUUGGUUGGUUUGCUGAUUUCUCGAAGAUAUUAGCUCUGGAAGCUACUCUUAAAUGUAUGUACGCAUGUAUGUCUGUAUGUGAAAAUGCGGCACUAGUAUUUCCUGUACACAAAUGAGCCCCAAAGUGUCGCUUCAUACUUAACAUACAGUACUUUUGAUGGAAACAUCAUAUUUGUAUUUGCAUUUUUGCAGAUCAAACUGAUAGCCCAAGUUCGAAAUAUGACCAUCGGCAAUUUUGGCUAACCUUCAAAACAUAAGGAGUUUUUAUACGAGCAAAAAAAAGCGAUUGUUUCUGUAACCUAUCAUUGUGAAAGGAUUUUUAAAUAAAAAUCGGCUAUAUAUAUAACGUCAUUUACGUUUUGUGUUUGUCUUCCCUGUGUAAAUUACUAAUCCCCGAGCGAUUUAGCACCCGGCUAUGGAUUUUGUUACUAAACUGGUAUGUUAUCUUUACAGCUUUCUCUAUAAUCCUUUGCCAAGUUGGGAAAGGAUUAUAGAGAGAACAACCGGUUCCAACAAAAAAUAAAAUAAAUCGGUUACAUUGUUUGGCAAGGUAAAGCGAUCCAUACCCGCUUGUUUCCCGUAUGAAAAAAAAUCUUCUUCAUGCUUCACGUUCCUUUAGAUAGUAAUUAUUGGGUGGGUUAUCAUGGUGGCGGAGUCUCGCUUUGGGUGAGCUCUGUUUGCUGGGAUACCAGAUAAUUACAAUUCCAUUUUGGGAUGAAUUUGGUCACAAGAGUGCAGUGGCCGAUUAUUUCAUUUAAGCAUAUAAAGCUAGGAAAAUACACAAGAAGCUAGAUACACAAGAAGAUCAUCUUUAUUCAGCCAUAAAUAUGUUUCGUCUAGGUUGACCUUUGUGUCAACCCACAAAGUACAUGCACGUAAGUUCAGAGGCCUACCGUACUAGAAACCUAACUUCCGCCAUAAGAUUGUUUUUAAUCCCACAUCUCAAUGCCAUUAGCUUUCCUUUCAGUGAGUGUCCGUCUUACCACUGUACGGCGGAUUGAGUAAUUUCGAGUAAUUGCUUCGUAGUAUGGUUACGAUUUAAAGUAAUGUUUUUUAAACUACAAUUGUAGCUAUUUAAUGAAAAUUCAUUACAGAGUUGUUCAAAACUGAAAAUUGCAGCAGGAAAAAUAGAGAGGAAGGUAAUUAAUCAAGAUACGGAAAAUGAUAUAUAUUUCAUCCUAUUUGAUCUCAAUUGACACCCUUAAACGUUCAAACACCUCUGAAACGUUUAUAUGUUCUCAAAGCUGUGUUUGUCGCAAUCCUGCGCAUAUAAGAACAUACACACAUACUUCAUGAAAGGCUUUUCGGCAUCAAUGUAACUUCAUUUAGUUCUAAUGCAUCUAAAUUCUGAGUUUAAAACUCCUCUAUAAAAGUAUCGCCUAUAUAUACAGUAUGAAGGUAAAACUGGAUUGACGAUUUCCUUUUAGUCUUGUUCACUUUGCAACUGCGUGAUAACCUAACAAUGAAAAAGCAAAUGGAGUUAAAUGUGCUGGGAUGUUCUAGUCAACGUAAAACUGAAAUCUUUUGUUUUUUCCUUCAAGCGCUUUAUAGCCCUAAGGGUAGUAAGCGCGUGUGCAGAGAUGCCAGACGUGUGAAGUGGCGCCGAACAAAACUCCAUUAUGCUGCCUUGUUUCAGUGAACAAAAGGACGUGAAUGGCUUUGGCAAUUGGAAACAUCUUUUGUUUUUAUUCUGGAAGAAGAAGAUUUCUAACACCAGAAAGCUCAGAAAAGAUUCUGAGCUCCAGGUGAGAAUCGAACUCACGAGCCUCCGAGUUCUAGUUCGGAUGUUAUUCCCUGAACCAAAAAAGCAUGCAGCUGGACCUAAAAAACUGUAACCUGAGAUCAGGCCCAAUUUUAGCGGUUCUCUUACAUUCUCUCUAACGGAAUGUAAUUUUCAAAGCAAAACGAAAAUAGAGCCUGAUCUCAGGUUAAAAAAACUGCGGAAAACUUGGACAUUCUACCGUCAGACCGCCUAAAAUUUAAAGGCCACAGAAAAGCAACACUUAUUUAGAUGGGUCGAGGUUAAGUCCUGUCCAGGCCGUGAAAGUUUCGUUGGCUUGAACUUAACACAAUUCAAAGUUUUUUCUUAACAGACUUUAACUCACUUACUUCUUUGUUUCUUUCGUCGUGUUCCUGUGGAACGCGUGAGGUGUUCUCGUACUUCUCGGCCAUCCAAAUUAAGGUUCGCCUCUGUCUUGCUGCUACUCCACCGUGCAACUCUGUCCGUUUUGUAGCGGCGUCCAUCUCAGUAUCGUGAACUGGGUGAAAACUGCACUCAUGGGCUCUCAGAAUUGAAUAUAUUUUCAUCACAAAGUACAUCACAAUGACCAUCAAGACAAGUAAUACAAGGCUGAUUAUUUCGGUCGUCAUGAUUACAAUCGUAACAUUCGUCAGAUUCGUAGCUGUACACGUCUUUACGUUCACUGUCGGCAAAGUGAUGGCUUCAAGUCACUUUUGAAUAUUCAGAUUUGUAUUCCGGGAAUCAGUGCUGCACCUUUUAUGUUUCGUCAGCGAUAGAAAUCUGAAAGAAUUUUCAUCGAAAAAGUACGAAAAAGCUAACGGUUCCUCAAAAAUCUGUACCAUUGACGAGCGCUAAGCACGUUCCUGCCAGUGACCAAAAUACCACAAUGUCUCAUGUGUUAUGAGACACCUCCCGACACUUGUCAGGGCGGGCUCUAGAGCAUUGUUGAAACAUUAGUCUAUUUUUAGAACAGCAGCGUGUUUGUCACUUCAGUUUUCACUACGGAUCUUAGCCAUAUAUAUUUAUUCCUUACCGCAAAACAUUACUGAGAUUACUUGGACCAAGAGCAACGUCACGAAUAUAGAAUGGAUUGAACUGCGUGCAUAAGGUUUUAAAACAGGAGUACUCGGUCAUCGUUCAAAACUUAGCAUAUUUACGACAUUCGCCGCUAAUACUAUGCUUGCCCUCCUGGCGCUUAAUUUAAUUAGCACCAUUGAAACACCAUUUAUUUUUACUGAAAAAAAAAAGCUUAAUGGAAGUGCCGAUGUUUUGAUGUAUAUUUUGUAGUUAAUUUUUUAUCUCAGGUAAUUUUUAUUUUUCUUUUGUUUCAACUUCAUUUGCAUACAUUUCCAUAGCCAAAAACGAAAGAAAAACAAAAAUUGCCUAGGAUAAAAAGUUAACUACAACAUAUACGUUAAUCCGAUUAAUUGCAUUCUCUUUACCCAUCACUUGUUGUCUUAAUUAGGAUGAAGGAGAUUUUUGACACCAGAAGAAAGCUUAAAAAAAAUCCGAGCUCCAAUUGGGUGGCCUUGGUAGCUCCGUUUCCUUGUUUUUCGUUUUCGUUUUAUCUUCUUUUCAUUUCUUGUUGUAAUACGGAAAGAAAAAACUCAGCUGACAUGUAUCAGCUGACAUCGUACAAGUGUCAAACCGUUGCACUACUGAAGUAGUCAUGGAUUAACAUUUUUUUUGGUCAAUUUAAGCCUCCAAGUGGUUUGAUUUCAUCUCAUUUGAGCGCUGUAAACUCUUUAAAAAGACUCCCUGAAAACAGAAACUAGUAACAAAAACUUCUGUAAAAUUUAAAGGCCACAGGAAAGCAACGUUUUAGACGGGUUACGGUUAAGUCUUGUCCUGGCCGUGAAAGUUUCACAAUUCAAAGCGUUUUCUUAACAGACUUAAACUCACUUACUUCUUUGUUUCUUUCGUCGUGUUCCUGUUGAACGCGCGAGGUGUUCUCGUACUUCUCGGCCAUCAAAACUGAUGGUUUGCCUCUGUCUUGGUGCUACUCCACCGGGCAACUCCGUCUUUUUUGUAGCGGCGUCCAUCUCAAUAUCGUGAAUUUUUUUUUUUUCAUCACAGGCCAGGCCGUCCAGGCCGUGAAAGUUUCGUUGGCUUGAACUUAACACAAUUCAAAGUUUUUUCUUAACAGACUUUAACUCACUUACUUCUUUGUUUCUUUCGUCGUGUUCCUGUGGAACGCGUGAGGUGUUCUCGUACUUCUCGGCCAUCCAAAUUAGGGUUCGCCUCUGUCUUGCUGCUACUCCACCGUGCAACUCUGUCCGUUUUGUAGCGACGUCCAUCUCAGUAUCGUGAACUGGGUGAAAACUGCACUCAUGGGCUCUCAGAAUUGAAUAUAUUUUCAUCACAAAGUACAUCACAAUGGCCAUCAAGACAAUUAAUACAAGGCUUAUUAUCCCGGUCGUCAUGGCGAGUUCGUUUCUUCCGUUUCGUUCACUGAUUGUGACAGUUCGCACUAGCAAUAAAAAUCAGAAAGGAUUUUUAUCUAAAAAAUACGUGCAAAAUUGUUUUCCUCCUGAUGAGAGUCCCGUCAGUGAUUUAACCUUUCCCGAAAUCUACUCAGGAUUCCUCGGAUAUUACCAGUGACGCGGAGUAUAAAGCACUUUUCAGUGAGCCGAAAAUUUGAAACUGUGCUCGCCAGAGAAAACGGUAGCCUCCCCGCAGACGUCCUUUGGGGUUCGUUCGUCACGUAUUCAUUUCUGGAGAGAAAUGAAUGCGUGACAAACGAACCCCAAAGGACGUCUGCGGGGAGGCUAGAGAAGACGGGUACUUAAAUACACAAUUCCUCGUGUCACGUGCAUGAAAACCGGGAUUGUGCCCUCGCCAUCUUUCUUCCCGAUUUUUUUCUGAGGGGAGGGGAACGUCUGUACACAGGCUAAAAAUAACCCGGUAGCCACACUAGUCGACGUUAUGUUGAAACUUAACUCAUCCGGAAGUGGACGUUUUGCAUCCUUGGGCAGUGUUUAUAAAUUAUAAGAAUCGACACUUGUAUGCAAAUUUCGUAGCCGGUGUGAAGACUUAUUAAUCGAUAAAGUUAGACAAUCAAUUGAAGGAUUUGUAGAGUUUAUCACCUCUCAGCAGUCAUAAUCAAAUACAAUUUUAAAACAUUUUAUUUCAGUUUUUCACACGAGUUCUCUGUGGUCUACAAACUAUUAAUUAAUAUAUAAUUCACACUCGUUGGAACGUACUUUAAAAAGCUGUCUUGUUUUUGUGUGUUCUUCUCAGCAAGGUAGUCAUGCAGAAGUAGAUGUCCAUAAAUUGUAGCGUCAAAAGUAGGGUAAUUGCAUUAUCCAAUAUGGCUAGUUCCUUUUCUUUUUUUUUUUCGGAAUAAUUAUCCACAAAAUAUCAUAAACUGAUUUUCGGACAAAGAAGUCAAAAGACAAAAAGUUUGCAACUGAACCAGUCUUCGGAGGAUGUCCUGAAAAGGGAAGAAAAUUAAAACUUUUUUAAGAGCAGCGACAAUCAAGCAAUUGCAUAUCAUUUUAAGGCAAAUACAAGGAGGAAAUGUGACGGCUUGUUAAUGGGUAGCGUUUUCGUCGGUUUGGAUUUUACCCGGAAAUGAGUAGGCAACGUUUCGCUGUUCAGAAACAUAAUGUUUAUAAGCUAAAAAAAAGCAAACGUUACUGCAUUGUCACUGAGCCCAUUUUGCCUUCUACAAGGGCUAAAUAGUAAUCUUGACUGGAACACAGUUCUCAAAUAAAGUGCAGUAUAUAGUCUAUGUAUUAAGGGAGAUUCCUAUUAGCCAGUUGUUAACAGGAAAACUCUUCACUAAGGUUUACGGUAAAAAUCUUUAAAAACGAAAAGGAAGACAAUUAAAAUUUUCAAGAAGCAGUUACUUCGAUGAACACAAUGACACCUUCACUAAAAAAAAAAUAACACAAUAAGAAAUACGACAUUCCAAACUUAUUAAAACUGGAGAAGCACAUUAAAAAAUUCCAACAACCAUCGAAAUACUUACUUAACCAUUUCAUUCGUUAUUUUCCUGAGGUUGAGGACGUACUCGAUUCUCAGCUCUCCUGUUAAUGGUUUGGUCCUCUACUUGUCUUGUUAUGUCCUCUAGCCUUUGUAUCGCGCCCUGGUUCCUAAAGUUGAUCAGCGCAGGGAUCUGUACAGCAAAAACUCUUUGCUGACCGGCUGUUAUUACGGCCAAACAAAUCUUCGUGAAAAAAUAUAGAACAAUGAUCAUCAUUAUCAGUAAAAGCAGGUUUGGAUCCAUUUCGAUCGACAGAAUAAGCACUGCUUCCUCUUUCUGAACUUUCUGUUCACUGAGGUCGAAAUUGAAGAGUGAUGACCCUAACACAACACAUGCGUUUUAUGUUAGAAUCGCAUGAGUAAGUAAAAUCUCGCAUUCUGAUUGGUUAAAGAAGCGAGGUAUUUAGUGUGGAAUUGCGAGUUGAAAACGAGGCUAAGCGAUAUUGUUUCGCAUCUACGUAACAACUAUCGUCAAAUUCUAACACAACAACAUGCAAAAAAGGUUUUCUACAAUGUCAUUUUAAAAUGUUUUCAAAACCAUUCAUUGUCACUUUUUGAAGAGUUAAAAACAAACAAAAGCGUUUUUUAAAGUGAGCCGGAGGUUCUUCCUUGUUUUGAACUGAACUACAGAUUCUCGAAGAGACAUAAAACCUCUUUCACUCGCGACAACCAGAAAACAAGAAAAUCCUGUGAACACGGCCCAGAAAAUGGCAAUCCAAAGUUCAACCAAACAAAACGGAGAAGCGACAACGGAGGAAGUGCCGGGGUCGAUUGUCCCAUAUACAGAAGAAGAAAUAAAUACCUUCAAAGAGGACAUGGCCCCUGAAAACACGAAAAAGAGUACGCCGCUUGCAAUCGUCCUGAAUCGUGGUACUUAGAAAAGUACAAAACAGAGCUGAACUUGAACAGCAUUUCUAAAACAUUUCAAGGUACUUACCUUAUGUCAAUCGCGACGUUAAACAUGUUAAACUUUCAGUGUUUUCGCUUGGACACUUGAUUUCUUUCAGUUUUGCCGCCGAAGAGGUAAAAGGUGUAAAUUAUUUUCCUUCUCGAGCAAAUGACCAAUUUGAAAAAAGACGUUCUACAUAAACGGCUUCUAAAUUCAGUAAAAUACCUCUAUUUAUCCUUAAGAUUAGUGUGAAGCUUGUUUACAUGUAAAAAAGUUUGAAAACAAAUGUGAAAACAAGCACAAGGUACAAAAAAAGUUGUCGAAGGUUCAAACGUGUACGACUGACCUUGCUUCCUAUUCGCUAACGCAAUGACAGUUCUGACAGUUGACUUUGAAAUGGCUUUCUGGAGCGCGCGCUCAGGAUAAAAACAAACAAUAUUAUUGCUGUUUUCUUUUUUUUUCUUCUGGUUUUUAUUCAGUUAUGCGAUUCAAGGAAAAUUCAUUACCUGACUCGAGAAUUCCACGUUAAAUUGCACUUGAAAACCGAUAUCGCACUCAUCGCUUCGCGAUUCGUGCGAUAUCGGUUUUCGCGUGCAAUUUAACGUGGAAUUCCCUCGUCAGGUAAUGAAUUUUCCAAUAGUAUCCACUGCACGCUCCACUCCAAUUCAGCCACUCAUGACUGAUAUUAUACUAACUACUGUUAAGUACUUUUGACGACUUCCCAAAGUCUAGUUUCCAUUCGACCAGAAUUAAUUACCAGAUGCAUGGGAAAUAACAUUGAAUAAAAUUACUCUUCAUUAAACCGGCUUUCAGUGAUAAUAACUAAAGCAAUUAAAUUAAUUCACUGUGUAUUAUUCCGACUCUUUUCUGGGAGCGAAAUUAAAGAAAUCGGUUGAGAUUUUUUUAGUUCUACACGUUACAAGGAAAGCAGUAAGAUAUUCAAAAGUUAGGUUUUGCGGUUUCAACAUGCAGGGACACCCAACGAGAAUAUAGUUCAAAAACACUUAAACAUAGCAUCGUUAAACGUAUUUUAGUAUUUAAACGGUAGAUAUAGGCAUAUUUUUAUCCCCUAAAAAUUUUUCAUCUCUUCGGAUUUCCUAGCUGAAAGUCAAGUGAUCCGAAAAUUAUAGGGAUCAAAACUUACCUUUUCGAAAAUUUUAGCCAGAAAAAAGGCUCCCGACAAUUCUAGGUGACCUUUUCAGGGUAAAAAUCCGUUGAAAAUAGGCAAUUAUACCAUUUUUUAGAUGUCCAAAAAUCCUAGGAGAGGCAGGCAAGCAAGAAAUUUUACAGCAAAUGUUCCGAAAAUUCUAGAUCUCAAGUCGUCUUCCGAACAGAUAUUUUUCCGAAAAUUGUCGUUGGGUGCCCCUGUUUCAACAAUCUGCCGCGUGGCACACUGGCUCAAGCAGGCCCUUAGGUCUGUUCUCGAACUCUUCAAGGUCCAUCAAGCGCGGGUGAUAAAAUAUAACCCGCUAAAAAUUGCAGGGGGAUUAUGGAAUACAAGAACGCUCUCCAAUAAAUAGAAGAAAAUAGAUUUUUUUUCUCGCGCUCCGCGCUCGUUCCCGCGCGCUCGCUUCGCUCGCCGAUGUUUUUGAAAAUAACGGAAAGAAAAAUAAAAAAACGUCUGUUUACAGGCUAUUCUCGAAAUACCUGCGACGAAAAAUUAAAUGAGAAAGAAAAAACCUCUGGAACCGGGGCGUACCUGGGUACCGAUAAUUAUCACCUAAAGUUUAGCACCUCUAAAUGUGAGCUACUAACCAUCACACGUAAGCGCCACCCGUUUCGCUACGAUUACAAGUUACAAAACAACUCACUUUAACACGACACUCAAGUAAACGACCUUGGGGUGACUACACGUUGGACGCUCUCCACAUUUUUGCGCCGCAAUAGUGUUAUGUCCGAAAAUUACGAUAUGUCACGUUUGUAAGAUCAUAUAUUGGCUAUGCUAGCGAGGUAUGGCGGGCUCCCAGUGCGAUAUGUAGUAUAACAAAAAUAGAGAGUCUUCAAAGCAGGGCAACAAAAUUCAUCUUAAUAACGCACUGGCAAGAGGAUAUUUCUUAUCACGAGCGCCUUUCUCGCCUCAAUCUGCUACCGUCAACAUACUGGAAUGAAGUGAAAGACUCAAUUAUUUAUUUCACGUUUUGCGUUGGCCACUACACGUUGACCCAUAUAUGAUUACACAGCUCUGAUCAAGACGUACUAAUUCCACGUCUCUAUGCGCUUUCUUGUAAUUAAAUCUUGUGGUUACAUUUGUAUAGACUUUCCUACUUGGUAAGAAGAGGAAUAUUACACCUACGUGGCCUCAUAGCUAUGAUGGCAUGUUUUUAUCUCAGUUUUAUGCAGCAAAAGUAUAUAUAGAUUUCGAGUAAGCGUUCCCGAAAUUUCCGUUGUUUGAUCUUCCAUUUUAUUCGAACGAAAAAUUUAAAAAGGGAAGGAUUGUUUUUUUUGUUGACUGGUUUAUAGCACCGAGAAAUCUCAAUAAUCUUGGGAUCCUUUAGUUGGGUACUGGGAUGUUUAUCUACAAAGCUCUGAAUGGGUUAUACUAAACAAACUUGUGGCUUUUACAGAUUUUUUGGCGUAAAACAUAUAUUUUAGAUUGUUUGGUCGAAUUGUAUAUUGUAUAUUAUUUCAUGUUGUGCUGCAUUCUUUUAGAUCCAAACUGCUUAGGGGGUUCCCCUUACUAAUUGAUGUGCAUAUAAUGAGGUUUCAAAUUGACACGACAAAGCCUCUAAGAUUUCUUGUCCCUAUUUGCUAUAGGUGGCGUUCUUCAAUGCGGACAAAAAUUUUAUUAAGUCCAAGGAACAUGGAUCAGGAAACACUGCACUUCAUAUGGCCUGUCGACAUGGACACUUUGUGAGUAUUGGAGCAAUUAUAUCGAGAUAUUCCUUAACUUUGACCGGAAAAAAGAAAAUGAAAAAGAAAGAAACGGUGCCCAAAAAGGAAAACUACACAUGUUUACGUCGCCCGUGUGCCACUUGUUCGUAAGUUUCAUUUUCCGAGAGGGCUUUCUUUUAUAUUGUAUUUUGCUGGUCGAGACUAGUUUGCCGGCUGGGAAAUUCUUUUUGCGAUUCUUAGAAAUGCAUUCAAACUUUAUCCAUUUAAAGGGAACCUCCACUCUUACUACAGAAUAAGUUUAAAUCGAAUAAAAUUAUGUUGAUAAACAAAUUUGUUCGAAAUUUGUCUUAAAAAAAGUGUUUAUAUAAGGAAAAGUGAAUUUUAAAAUCGCUUAUUUUCACUUUCAAAUUUCGCGGGCGCCGCCAUCUUGAAUAAUUGUGACGUGUUACGGUUGCUCUAUUGUUCUGACACAAAGAGCUUUUGUUUAAUAACAAUAGGGCAACCAUUACACGUCACAAUUAUUCAAGAUGGCGACGCCCGCAAAAUUUGAAAACAAAAAUAGGUGAAUCUAAAAGUUAUGUCUUUCGGAUACAAACGCUUUCUUUAAAAAUAUUUUAGAUUGACUUGACUGUAACAGUUAUUUCGUGUGAUUUAAAGUUAUCUUUUUGUUGAAGUGGAGGUUCCCUUUAAUUGAGUCAAAGGCUAAACUAGACUACAAGUAGUCUCCCAUUUUUCUCAGGGUUAGCCCGUGUCAAAAUCAAAGUCAUUUGACAAGUGCUUUUGUGUAUAUUAUUCAAUAUCAAAAAUGAAAACUUUCAUGAAGUUUAGCCGAUAUGCGAUUGUGUUCCUUUCUGAGGACGGUUUUGCAUAUCCCAAAAUAAUUUUGGGCCUUUUCAAUAUUUAUCAUGUUUUCAAGUUAGGAAAUUAUUCUUUUCAUGAAAUCCCAAGUAACGAUUGAUUUUUCAGGAUAUUGUGUUAUACCUCCUGGAAAACGGAGCUGAUAUCGAUAUGUUUAAUAAUCACAACAACACGCCUUUUUUCCUGGCCACCGAAAGUCUACAAAAGGAGAUAUGUCAGGUAGCUAAGAAUGAUCGACAAAUAUAAGACUAGAUUAAGCUUCCUCUGAGUCAAUAGCCAACAAAACUGGCAUCUUGCUUUGAUUCAACACGGAGUUUUGGCGAAAAGAUAUAGAGUGUUUUCACUCACGUGGUCAGCAUCUAUGCAAAUUUAUUGGAACAAAAGAAAGCGUUUGCAUAAGAAAGGAGUUCAACUCCCACAGGACUGGUUUGGGAGACCAACAUGGCCGCCGUUUCAUUGUUUUGGGACACCAAUAUGGCCGCCGUGACGUCAUGUGAAAACACUCUAUAGAAUCAAGCCUUUUUUGUUCAACUUUAAUUCGCGAAAAUAACAAAUAAACUUGCAAGGAUGAAAUUCGUACCAUUUAAAAUGUUUAUUUUUCUCUAGAUGAAAUCGCAAAAACGAAUUGUUAGGUUAGUCUAAAGAAGUUACUAUUGUUUUUGUUCAGAGCGCUGGCUCGAUACACACGAUCUCUCGCGCAAUGAAUAAUGAGUACGUAAGCCCAUCAGAAUUCGUUAGUAUGCUAGUUGGUUGAGCUGUAUCGGACAAAAACGCAUCCGAUGUGCACUGAAUAAAAAUCUCUAAACUGAUCAGUUAACUUGCUAACUGAAUGACUGGCUGCAUGACUGACAAAUUAACUAACUGGCUGACUAAGCAUGACUAACUGAAUAAGCUGAGUGACCGUCUUGCUGUCUGUCUUACUCUUUUACCAAAUUACUUACGAAUCAUUCUGACUCUCUUUUCCUGUUUUUAGCUUCUGAUCGAAUGGGGAGCUGACGUGAUGAAACGUAACAAGAGUAGUAAGACAGCCUUCGAUCUCAUGCGCCACUAUGAACUCAAGACGUUUUUGGAAGGUAUAGCGUAAACGUAUUUCUGUUUAUGGAAGAGGGAGGGGUUAUUAGCCUAGUCAUUGUCCUAAUGAUGCCUGCAACUGAAACCAUAAAGCCACCACCCCUCCCCCCCCCCUUUUUCCCCCUCAUUCUCGCGUAGGUAGCCAAAAUAGGAAAAUAUUUUGCCAAAAUUGUCAGGAUUUUUAGUUAUUUCCUUGCAUGCAUUCAGCAUAGUGGUGCUUAUUUGUAAACUUUCUGUGCUAUAGUUUGUUUUCAAUUGUAGACAAGAAGUAUGCCUUUAGUUAUGCUUGCUUAUACAAACUAUUCAGCGGGUAAAUUCCUUAACAGCAAGGCGCAUAGAAAUUAAUAGUCUUUAUACUCGAGACUUUUAACCCUUUAAGCCCCAAUAUCCACAUCCAAAUUCUCCAAACUGAUCUCCGUACAUUUCUUUAUAGAAUUAAUUGAGAGAAUAGGUAAAAGAUCAAAGCAUUUUCCCUUUAGGUGAUCAUUUUAUAAAUUCUCUUAACUAUUUCUCCUGACCAUGUAUUGAUAUUGUUAGGGGAAAAUAUAUGGUGAUUCACUGAUCACUCUUAAGACUUGAAAGGAUUAAAACUACUGUCUCAUGGCCGUUCUUUCUACACAUGCAAGAAAACUAAGCUAGAAGCCUGCUCGUAUGCUAUGCUAUGAUCUAGCUGAAAACUUGCCUUUUGCGCAUGCUAUUAAGCAUUCGGAACGCAGUUGAAAUGAUUGAAUAAGGAGAACAAUAUCUGCUUUAGAGUCGUGUUACCUAGCUCGAAUGUUUGGGUUUGGCUUGCCUACUGUGGCUGUAAACUGCAACCACGGUUCAACUGCUGUAAAAAGGGUUACAAAAGUGUUUUGUUAGUAACCUUAAAUCAAAUUCGCUUUUGUUCCGUCACUUGAUUUCAAGUACCCUGGGUACCCGAGGUUUUCUCGCGUGCGGCGGGAAUUUUCGGUGUUGGCCGAGGUCCGACACAUCUUUGGCCGUAGGUCGAAGUCACGAGCGGCAAGUAGAUUUCAAGACGACAUGAGAAGAACUAUGACCAAGGCCAAACGUCGAACAUUUCACGAGAAGAACUAAACUUGUUGAGUUAAGGUCAUGCAAAUGUCGACGUCUGGCUCAGUAAAGUUCAUCUGUAUGAGUUUGGAUCGUCCAACAUGUUCUCAUCGUCUGCUUCGGACGGAUAGAACGUCUGAAGAUCGUCUCUGACGAUCGAAGAUCUUCUCACGCGACGAACUGGACUAAUAAAUUAACAAUUUGUAUGAUAAUGUAUUUAAAGCCUCGUUUGGGAGAAAAUUUAUCACUGAUCUGAUUCUGUUAAUUAGUUCGACGCGUCCUAAGGUCGUCGUCUGUCUUAAUUUAGGUCGACCAAAUUAGGGUUUGGUUCGUUUCAUGAAAAUUUCGACGUUUGGCCUAUGCCUUAGCUGUUGGUGGUUUUUUUGUACUGAUUACUUUGCAGGUAAGUAUAAAGAAUGGCAUCAGCUUGUUCCUCAGCUGAUAUCAGGUGAUAUCAAGAAGCUGACUGAAGUAGUAGACGCUCAUCACAGGAGAGAGAACAUGUUGGCCAGUUUAAGAAGCAGGUAAAUCGAUUUUUUUCUUGUAAAAUUUUUAGCAACUGAAUCCCUCUUGUUGCUAGUGGCUCUUCAGGGAACUUUGUAGUAGCUUUUCAAGAGACUUUCUAGCUUGGCUUGCUUGUUUUCUGUUUCAGACCGCGAAAUGUAAAAGCCUCCCACGCAGAGGUUCCUUGGGCUUCGUCACGACUAGACGCGUGACGAAGCCCCUAAGAACAUUUGCGUAAGAGGCUAAUUAGAGCAGUUGUUAAAUUAUAAAAAAGCACUCACCGAAAUUAUUUUGCCCAGUAUCAUUCACUAGGAGACCGUUUUAACAUAACGUUUCAGUUUGAUUGCUGUUUUAAAACUACUGGAAACUUCUUUUCAUUUUAUUCGAUUUUUUUUUUCAGAUGUGUAAGCGGUAGCACACUGCUGCAUACCGCUUCUUUCUUCGGAGCUAUACCAGUUAUCAAGGUACAAUUUUCAGACUUUUCGUCAUGUUCCCAUUAUAACGUUUAACGAAAAUGCAUUUAUAAGUUGCCUGUGUCAGCUAAUCUCUUCUCAUCUUUUGUGAAAGACAUUCAAACAUGCAUUUGCCGCGUGUAAUUACGGCACCGAAAUCGACCUCCGAAGGUUCCGGUAUGGACUCUUUGAUCGCUAUGACGGGUGGAGCUAUCUCUUGGUAGUUCCAAGUUUAACUUGUUCACAUUUCCUCUUAACAGUGGAAUUUGCCAUUUUUUCUAUCAUUAUUUCUAGUUAUUAACGAUAAUCAAUGGUCAUGUUGACUGUUGCUGUGUUUUGUCCCAGACCCUGCUCUCCGAGGGUGUAGACGUGAAUAUUUUAGAUUACAAAGGAGCCACGCCCCUUCACAGAGCCAAAGAUGCCGCAACUGUCGAGGUAACCUGGCGCUUCUGUUUACGUCCGAUUAUUCUUUUUUUGUUAUUGUUGUAGUUGUGUGUUUUCUUUUUCCAACACUUUUCCGCCCAUCCUUAAAAUACUUUUACUUGAAGUUGAUGAAAGCUAAAAACAAUCUUCAGUGUGCAUAACUUAGUGUUAUGUACUAAUAAAUUGUGGCUUUAUUAAGAAAGCCGCGAUUAGACCUCUCCAAAUCACCAUGAUACCUUCAUCUAACUCAGUGCUAAUGUUUAUAUCGUUUUCUUUUGUAGCUACUCCUUGAGGCUGGAUCAGAUAUUGACAGUGAAGACCACGAUGGCAACACACCACUGCAUGUAAAAUGUUAUGGCGAGAGCGGAGAACCUACAGACUUAGAAUGCAUUGAGAAAAUGGUAACAUCAUUAGUUAACCACAGCACUAUACAAACCUCCACACACAGCAAAUCACAUAACACAUGAAAGGUUCAAAACGUCUGAUCCCAUAUUCCCUCAUAUUCAAACACCUGCUUCACAGGCUACGAGUUCCCUUCAAGUUGACUACGUUUUUUAAUUUGUAUCUUCAACAGUUGAUGAAAGAAGCGCCACUAAACAUCAGAAACAACCGAGUAAGUAUAAAAUACGAAACCUAAACGUCCUUGCCUACGAGCACGGAUAGGGGACAUGUUUCCUACGCCUUGAUAUCAACCGGGAUAUGGUUUUUAUCUAUAUGGUUACUCUAGCCGGUAGGGACUUGCGAAGUCGUUUCAUGUCCUCUCGUAACUACUGCUACAACGUUGGGUGAUGUAGAAGUUCCCAUAGCAAUCCCCCCUCCCCCCGAUCCUUAUUUCCAAGGGAACAACUUUGAGUUUGCUCGUUUUUAGUCUCCUUUCUUCUUAAUUCUCUCUCUUGCUUCAUGGAAGGGAGGGAGAGAGACCCCGGGGACAAGGUUUUUGUGGCACGCUGGAAACGGUUUAUCGUUAAGUCUCUAAUAUCGCGUCCACUAUCUGUGCCUCAAAGUUGCUUACGUCUCGAAACGGCCCUGUCAUAGCGAGGCAAAGUCAGUCUCCGGGCUUUAUGAGUUUUUCACUCCGCCUUCUGUUACUAGCUUCUGUCGUUUUCGUUGUGUCGCUUUUACUGAAGUAUUACAAUCGCGUUGAUCUAAAAGUACGAUGGUGUAAACCAUUGUUGGGGCUCCGUGAUCUUUGUUAUACUUUCCAACAAUAAUAUUGACGCUAUUUUUUUAGGAUUUAAUGCCGAUUCACUGUUGUGCCAUGCAAGGUCGGAUGGACGCCAUUCAAGCCUUGCUGUUCUUUGACACUGAAGAGAGCAUAAAACGAAAUUUGGAAAUGGAGAGUGAGGUACUUAAAAACGACAAUUACCUAGCGUUUUUUUUUUUGCGCAUUGCAAUGUCAACCGCGCCAAACACAUCGUGUGCGUAUCACGUUACCCAAUCUGAGAGACUAAUAAAUAGUUUAAAGGAAUGCACACCCCCCGCGUGAGAAAGGUUUCACCCCUCUGAUUGGUUGAAAAAGUGGCACAGGACAUCUCAACCAAUCACAAAGCGCUUAGCUUACCAAUCUUCAAUGUCAUUUUUGCUCCCUGAGUCUAUCAAAAACAAAAACGAAACCCUCUGCAAACCAGGCUGCACAAGUAUUUUAGAUUCGAAUGCUAAUCGAUGUCCUCUCUGUAUAUUACAGAGAACGCCGCCCAGCUUGCUUCAUUUGUCUGUAGCCAACGACUUUCUUGACUGUGCAAAAUGGUACGUAUAUUAGAAAAUGAUAAUAAUAUUAAUAAUAAUAUUUAAUAAUAAUUACUUAUUAAUUACUUAUUAAUAUUAUUCAUUAAUUAAUAAUAUUAAUAAUUAAUUGAUUGAUUAAUAGAAAUAAUUAAUAAUAAUAGUAUUUAAUAAUAAUUAAUAAUUAAUAAUAAUAAUAAUAUUUUAAAAAGUAAAGGCAACAUGUUUACUGAACAGUUCAACCUCUCCGUAACGGCCACCUUGGGGACAGAAGAAAGUGACCGUUGUAGAGGAAAUUAAACAAGAGUCAAUGUAAGGACUGUCCACCAAAAAAGUGGCCGUUGUAGAGAGCCGGCCGUUGGGGGAGGCUCGACUGUAAUUAAAAUAACAUAGGGGCAUCCUUGAGCACGGUAAAAAUCACUCGAGAAUAAUUGAAAGAGCUUAAAAAUUUCCAUGGUUUUAAGACAAUGGUUAGGGUUCUACAACAACAACAACACUUUAUUUCACCCCAUAAUAUGCAUAAAAUAAAAAUUUAUAACAAUAGUACAGACAAUGAUAGGGGCGCUGGCUGCCCGAGAUAACCUAAGAGUUAAAAAUGCCAGGCAGCCAGUUAAAAGAAAAGAUGUUUAAAUGUUUAGGUCAGGGACACAAGAACAAAGAAAACAGAGAAACACACACAAAUAGUUAAGUAAACUACCAGUAUAUAAAGAGACUAAAAUUCAUACAUUGCAAAACAGUAUUAUUUCCAUUUUAAAGUUACCCAGACAAUGUACAGGUUCUGGAAAUGUUAAGUUAAUGACCGGUGUCAGCGAAUAAGUUGGGUUUUUCGGGUGCAAUAUUCAGAUCAGAUUCAGAUCAUUUGCAUUCUCAUCUUAGGUUGGCGGAGAACAAAUUCGAAUUUAAAGAAACGGAAACAGAUCUUCUUGUUCAUAAGAUCUUACUUGAGGAAGUUCCAUGGUAAGUUAAAUCCAAAAAAUCUCCGAAGAACAAGUAUGUCUACCGUUUAAACUAUUUUUCACUGUCUCGAUUUCUUGAGAAAAUCUACACCAUCUUGUAUCACAUGCGAGUUGAUUUUUUAGUUAGCGAACGUUCAAUUUGUUUCGUGAAUAAGAAACAAAAAGUUCCAAUUACGGGAAAUUUUGACGGUGCUGGUUGUAAGAGAGCUCACACUCAGAGCCGAAGCUACCCAUAGGCAAGGUACGUACGUACGUACCUGUAAACGUCGAAGAUACAAAAAUAACACUUCGUAAUAACAAAAAUCAAAACGGUAAUAAUUAGGGGAAAAAAAGUAAAUAAUAAUAAUUUAAAAGCAAAACUUUAGAAUGAUCAGUUCAUUUAACUUUGUUUUUUCUUUAAAAUCUUUUAAUCUAAGAAAAGGCUUCCAUACAAGCGCGGACUGAUGAUAUAGAUAAUUAAGAGAAGGAGGGUUACGAUAGCGACUAGAAUAACUGAUAUCACUGGAAUGACUGCACUUGGAUGAUUGAGUUAACCAGAGUCACUAGCAUGACAAACAUGACAUGGACGACUAAGAAUGACCAGGGUGACUGGGGUGACUGGCAUAACUUAGUAUGACUAGGAUGACUAGGGAUAAAUAGAAAUGACUGGGAUCAGUAGCUAAGGAUGACUAGGGACGACUACGGAUGAUUAGGGAUGACUUAGUUACUAGGGAUGACUGCGAUGACCAGGGAUGACCAGGGAUGACUAUGAUGACUAGGGAUGAUUAGGGAUGACUUAGCGAUCACUAAGGAUGACUAGGGAUGACUAGGGAUGACUUGGGGUGACUAGGGAAGACUGGGAUGACUAGGGAUAACUAGGGAUGACUGGAAUGACUAAAGAUGACUAGGGAUGCCUGGGAUUACUAAUGAUGACUUUGGAUCACUGGGAUGGCUAAGGAUGACUAGGGAUGAAUAGGGAUGACUCAGGAUAACUGGGAUGACUAGGGAUGACUAGGGAUGACUGGGAUGACUAGGGAUGACUAGGGAGGACAAGGGAUGACAAGGGAUGACUGGGAUGACUUGGGAUGACCUGGGAUGACUCGGAUGACUAGGGAUGACCAGGGAUGACUAUUGCUGACUAGAGAUGACUGGGAUGACUAGGGAUGACUAGGGAUGACUAUUGAUGACUGGGAUGACUAGGGAUGACUAGGGAUGACUGGGAUGACUAGGGAUGACUAGGGAUGACUAGGGAUGACUUAGGAUGACUAGGGAUGACUGAAAUGACUAAAGAUGACUUGGGAUGACUGGGAUGACUAGGGAUGAUUUGGGAUGACUAGGGAUGACUGGGACGACUAGGGAUGACUGUGAUGACUAGGGAUGACUGGGAUGACUUGGGAUGAGUUUGGAUGACUGGGAUGACUAGGGAUAACUAGGGAUGCUUAUUGAUGACUAGGGAUGACUAGUGAUGACUUGGAUGACUAAAGAUGACUUCGGAUGACUGGGAUGACUAGGGAUGACUAGGGAUGACUUAGGAUGACUAGGGAUGACUGGGAUGACUAUUGAUGACUAGGGAUGACUGGGCUGACUAGGGAUUACUUGGGAUGAGUAGGGAUGACUAGGAAUGAUUGUUAUGACUAGGGAUGACUUGGGAUGACUUGGGAUGACUGGGAUGUCUAGGGAUGACUAUUGAUGACUGGGAUGACUAGGGAUGACUAGGGAUGACUGGGAUGACUUGGGAUGACUGGGAUGACUAGGGAUGACUUGGGAUGACUAGGGAUGAUUAGGGAUGACUGGGAUGACUAGGGAUGACUAGGGAUUACUAGGGAUGACUGGGAUGACUAGGGAUGACUAGGUAUGACUAAGGAUGACUGGGAUGACUAGGGAUAACUAUGAAUGACUAGGGAUGACUGGGAUGACUAGGGAUGACUAGCGAUGAGUGGAAUAACUUGGGAUGACUAGGGAUGUUUGUGAUGACUUGGGAUGACUAGGGACGAUUAGAGAUAACUAGGGAUGACUAGGGAUGCCUUGGAUAACUAGGGAUGACUAGGGAUGACUGGGAUGAGUUGGGAUGACUGGGGAUGACUAGGGAUGACUGGGAUGACUGGGGAUGACUAGGGAUGAUUAGGGGUGACAGGGAUUACUUGGGAUGACUAUCGAUGACUGGGAUGGCUAGGGAUGACUAGUGAUGACUGGGAUGACUUGUGAUGAUUGGGAUGACUAGGGAUGACGGGCAUGACUAGGGAUGACUAGAGAUGACUGGGAUAACUAGGGAUGACUAGGGAUGUCUAGGGAUGACUAGGGAUGACUAGGGUUGACUGGGAUGACUAGGGAUGACUAGGGAUGACUGGGAUGACUAGGGAUGACUGGGAUGACUAGGGAUGACUAGGGAUGACUGGGAUGACUUGGGAUGAGUUGGAAUGACUGGGAUGAUUAAGGAUGACUAGAGAUGACUGGGAUGACUAGGGAUGACUGGGAUGACUAAAGAUGACUUCGGAUGACUGGGAUGACUGGGGAUGACUGAGAUGACUAAAGAUGACUUGGGAUGACUGGGAUGACUAUUGAUGACUUGGGAUGACUAGGGAUGACUGGGACGACUAGGGAUGACUUGGAUGACUUGGGAUGAGUUGGGAUGACUGGGAUGACUAGGGAUGACUAUUGAUGACUAGGGAUGACUAGGGAUGACUGGGAUGACUAGGGAUGACUGGGAUGACUAAAGAUGACUAGGGAUGUCUAGGGAUGACUUAGGAUGACUAGGGAUGACUGGGAUGACCAAAGAUGACUUGGUAUGACUGAGAUGACCAUGGAUUACUUGGGAUGACUAGGGAUGAUUGGGACGACUAGGGAUGACUCGGGUUGACUGGGAUGACUAGGGGUGACUAGGGAUGACUAUUGAUGACUAGGGAUCACUGGGAUGACUAGGGAUGACUAGGGAUGAUUUGGAUUACUAAAGAUGAGUUCGGAUGACUGGGACGACUAUUGAUGACUAUGGAUGACUAGGGAUGACCGGGAUGAGUAGGGAUGUCUAGGGAUGACUAUGGAUGACUAGGGAUGACUAGGGAUGGCUGGGAUUGCUAGGGAUGACUAGGGAUGACUAGGGAUAAUUGGGACGACUAGGGAUGACUACGGAUGACUGGGAUGACUAGGGAUGACUAGGGAUGACUGGGAUUACUUGGGAUAACUUGGGAUGACUUGAAUCACUAGGGAUGACUAGGGAUCACUAUUGAUGACUAGGGAUGACUGGGAUGACUAGGGAUGACUAGGGAUGACUUAGGAUGACUAGGGAUGACUGAGAUGACUAAAGAUGACUUGGGAUGACUGCGAUGACUAGGGAUGACUUAGGAUGACUAGGGAUGACUGGGACGACUAGGGAUGACUAAGGAUGACUGGGUUGACUAGGGAUGACUGGAUUGACUUGGGAUGAGUUGGGAUGACUAGGAUGACUAGGGAUAACUAGGGAUGACUAUUUAUGACUAGGGAUGACUAGUGAUGACUGGGAUGACUAAAGAUGAGUUCCGAUGACUUGGGAUGACUAGGGAUGACUGGGAUGACUAAAGAUGACUUGGGAUGACUGAGAUGACUAGGGAUUACAUGGGAUGAGUAGGGAUGACUGGGACGACUAGAGAUGACUAGCGAUGACUAGGGAUGACUGGGAUGAGUUGGGGUGACUUGGGGUGACUGGGAUGACUAGGCAUGACUAGGGAUGACUAGGGAUGACUAUUGAUAUCUAGGGAUGACCGGGAUUACUAGGGAUGACGAGGGCUGACUAGGGAUGAGUGGUAUGACUAAAGAUGAGUUCGGAUGACUAGGAUGACUAGGGAUGACUAGCGAUGGCUUAGGAUGACUAGGGAUGACUGGGAUGACUAAAGAUGACUUGGGAUCACUGGGAUGACUAGGGAUUACUUGGGAUGACUAGGGAUGACUAGGGAUGACUGGGAUGACUAGGGAUGACUUGGGAUUACUUGGGAUGACUGGGAUGUCUAGGGAUGACUAUUGAUGACUGGGAUGAUUAGGGAUUACUUGGGAUGACUAGGGAUGACUGGGACGACUACGGAUGACUUGGGAUGACUGGGAUGACUAGGGAUGACUGGGAUGACUUGUGAUGACUUGGGAUGACUGCGAUGACUAGGGAUGACUAUUGAUGACUAGGGAUGACUGGGAUGACUAGGGAUGACUAGGGAUGACUAGGGAUGACUUGGAUGACUAAAGAUGAGUUCGGAUGACUGGGAUGACUAGGGAUGACUAGGGAUGACGUAGGAUGACAAGGGAUGACUAGGGAUGAUUGGGAUGACUAGAGAUGACUUGGGAUGACUGGGAUGACUAGGGAUUACUUGGGAUGACUAGGGAUGACUGGGAUGACUUGGGAUUACUUGGGAUGACUGGGAUGUCUAAGGAUGACUAUUGAUGACUGGCAUGACUAGGGAUGACUAGGGAUGACUGGGAUGACUUGGGAUGACUGGGAUAACUAGGGAUGACUUGGGAUGACUAGGGAUGACUAGGGAUGACUGGGAUGACUAGGGAUGACUAGGGAUGACUGGGAUGUUUGGGGAUGACUAGGGAUGACUGGGAUGACUUGGGAUGACUAGGGAUGUUUUUGAUGACUUGGGAUGACUAGGGAUAUCUAGGGAUGACUGGGAUGACUAGGGAUGACUAGGGAUGACUGGGAUGACUAGGGAUGACUGGGAUGACUAGAGGUGACUAGGGAUGACUGGGAUGACUAAAGAUGACUUCGGAUGACUGGGAUGACUGGGGAUGACUAGGGAUGACUACGGAUGACUGAGAUGACUAAAGAUGACUUGGGAUGACUGGGAGGACUAUUGAUGACUUGGGAUGACUAGGGAUGACUGGGACGACUAGGGAUGACUAGGGAUGACUGGGAUGACUAGGGAUGACUUCGAUGACUUGGGAUGAGUUUGGAUGACUGGGAUGACUAGGGAUGACUAGGGAUGACUAUUGAUGACUAGGGAUGACUAGGGAUGACUGGGAUGACUAAAGAUGACUUCGGAUGACUGGGAUGACGAGGGAUGACUAGGGAUGACUUAGGAUGACUAGGUAUGACUGGGAUGACUAAAGAUGACUUGCUAUGACUGAGAUGACUGGGGAUUACUUGGGAUGACUAGGAAUGACUGGGACGACUAGGGUUGACUGGGAUGACUAGGGAUGACUAGGGAUGACUGGGAUGACUUGGGAUGACUUGGGAUGACUGCGAUGACUAGGGAUGACUAGGGAUGACUAUUGAUGACUAGGGAUGACUGGGAUGACUAGGGAUGACUAGGGAUGACUAGGGAUGACUUGGAUGACUAAAGAUGAGUUCGGAUGACUGGGAUGACUAUUGAUGACUAGGGAUGACUGGGAUGAGUAGGGAUGUUUAGGGAUAACUAGGGAUGACUAGGGAUGACUAGGGAUGACUGGGAUGACUUGGGAUGAGUUGGGAUAACUGGGAUGACUAGGGAUGAGUAUGGAUGACUAGGGAUGACUGGGAUGACUAGGGAUGACUAGGGAUGACUAGGGAUGACUUAGGAUGACUAGGGAUGACUGAGAUGACUAAAGAUGACUUCGGAUGACUGGGAUGACUAAAGAUGACUUGGGAUGACUAGGGAUGACUUGGGAUGACUAGGGAUGACUGGGACGACUAGGGAUGACUAUGGAUGACUGGGAUGACUAUGGAUGACUUGGGAUGAGUUGGGAUGACUGGGAUGACUAGGGAUAACUAGGGAUGACUAUUUAUGACUACGGAUGACUGGUGAUGACUGGGAUGACUAAAGAUGAGUUCGGAUGACUGGGAUGACUAGGGUUGACUAGGGAUGACUUAGGAUGACUAGGGAUGACUGGGAUGACUAAAGAUGACUUGGGAUGACUGAGAUAACUAGGGAUUGCAUGGGAUGACUAGGGAUGACUGGGACGACUAGGGAUGACUAGGGAUGACCGUAAUGAGUUGGGAUGACUUGGGGUGACUGGGAUGACUAGGGAUGACUAGGGAUGACUAUUGAUGACUAGGGAUGACCGGGAUUACUAGGGAUGACGAGGGAUGACUAGGGAUGACUGGGAUGACUAAAGAUGAGUUCGGAUGACUGGGAUGACUAGGGAUGACUAGGGAUGACUUAGGAUGACUAGGGAUGACUAGGGAUGACUUGGAUGACUAAGGAUGACUUGGGAUGUCUGGGAUGACUAGGGAUUACUUGGGAUGAUUAGGGAUGACUAGGGAUGACUUGGAUGACUAGGGAUGACUUGGGAUGACUUGGGAUGACUGGGAUGACUAGGGAUGACUAGCGAUGAGUGGGAUGACUUGGGAUGACUGGGGAUGUUUGUGAUGACUUGGGUUGACUAGGGACGACUAGGGAUAGCUAGGGAUGACUAGGGAUGCCUUGGAUAACUAGGGAUGACUAGGGAUGACUGGGAUGAGUUUGGAUGACUGGGGAUGACAAGGGAUGACUAGGGAUGACUGGGAUGACUAGGGAUGACUGGGAUUACUUGGGAUGACUAUCGAUGACUGGGAUGACUAGGGAUGACUAGGGAUGACUGGGAUGACUUGGGAUGAUUGGGAUGACUAGGGAUGACGGGGAUGACUAGGGAUGACUAGGGAUGACUGGGAUAAGUAGGGAUGACUAGGGAUGACUAGGGAUGACCGGGAUGACUAGGGAUGUCUAGGGAUAACUAGGGAUGACUAGAGAUGACUGGGAUGACUAGGGAUGACUAGGGAUGACUGGGAUGACUAGGGAUGACUAGGGAUGACUGGGAUGACUUGGGAUGAUUGGGAUGACUAGGGAUGACGGGGAUGACUAGGGAUGACUAGGGAUGACUGGGAAAACUAGGGAUGACUAGGGAUGACCGGGAUGACUAGGGAUGUCUAUGGAUGACUAGGGAUGACUAGAGAUGACUGGGAUGACUAUGGAUGACUAGAGAUGACUGGGAAGACUAGGGAUGACUAGGGAUGACUGGGAUGACUAGGGAUGACUGGGUAUGACUAGGGAUGACUGGGAUGACUGAAGAUGACUUCGGAUGACUGGGAUGACUAGGGAUGACUAGGGAUGACUUAGGAGGACUAGGGAUGACUAUGGAUGACUACGGAUGACGGUAUGACUAAAGAUGACUUGGGAUGACUGGGAUGACUAGGGAUUACUUGGGAUGACUAGGGAUGACUAGGGAUGACUGCGAUGACUAGGGAUGACUAGGGAUGGCUGGGAUGACUAGGGAUGACUAGGGAGGACAAGGGAUGACUUGGGAUUACUGGGAUGACAAGGGAUGACUUGGGAUGACUGGGAUUACUAGGGAUGACUAUUGACGACUGGGAUGACUAUGGAUGACUAGGGAUGACUGGGAUGACUAGGGAUGACUUGGGAUGACUAGGGAUGAGUAGGGAUGACGGGGAUGACUAGGGAUGACUAGGGAUGACUAGGGAUGACUGGGAUGACUAGGGAUGACUAGCGAUGACUGGGAUGACUUGUGAUGACUAUUGAUGUUUGUGAUGACCUGGGAUGACUAGGGACGACUAGGGAUAACUAGGGAUUACUAGGGAUGAUUUGGAUGACUAGGAAUGACUGGGAUGAAUUGGGAUGACUAGGGAUGACUAGGGAUGACUAAGGAUGACUGGGAUGACUUGGGAUGACUAGGGAUGACUAGGGAUGACGUAGGAUGACUAGGGUUGACUAGGGAUGAUUGGGAUGACUAAAGAUGACUUGGGAUGACUGGGAUGACUAGGGAUUACUUGGGAUGACUAGGGAUGACUGGGAUGACUUGGGAUUACUUGGGAUGACUGGGAUGUCUAAGGAUGACUAUUGAUGACUGGGAUGACUAGGGAUGACUAGGGAUGACUGGGAUGACUUGGGAUGACUGGGAUGACUAGGGAUGACUUGGGAUGACUAGGGAUGACUAGGGAUGACUGGGAUGACUAGGGAUGACAGGGGAUGACUGGGAUGUUUGGGGAUGACAAGGGAUGACUGGGAUGACUUGGGAUGACUAGGGAUGUUUUUGAUGACUUGGGAUGACUAGAGAUAUCUAUGGAUGACUGGGAUGACUAGGGAUGACUAGGGAUGACUGGGAUGACUAGGGAUGACUGGGAUGACUAGAGAUGACUAGGGAUGACUGGGAUGACUAAAGAUGACUUGGGAUGACUGGGAUGACUGGGGAUGACUAGGGAUGACUACGGAUGACUGAGAUUACUAAAGAUGACUUGGGAUGACUGGGAUGACUAUUGAUGACUUGGGAUGACUAGGGAUGACUGGGACGACUAGGGAUGACUAGGGAUGACUGGGAUGACUAGGGAUGACUUCGAUGACUUGGGAUGAGUUUGGAUGACUGGGAUGACUAGGGAUGACUAGGGAUGACUAUUGAUGACUAGGGAUGACUGGGAUGACUAAAGAUGACUUCGGAUGACUGGGAUGACGAGGGAUGACUAGGGAUGACUUAGGAUGACUUGGUAUGACUGGGAUGACUAAAGAUGACUUGCUAUGACUGAGAUGACUGGGGAUUACUUGGGAUGACUAGGAAUGACUGGGACGACUAGGGUUGACUGGGAUGACUAGGGAUGACUAGGGAUGACUGGGAUGACUUGGGAUGACUUGGGAUGACUGCGAUGACUAGGGAUGACUAGGGAUGACUAUUGAUGACUAGGGAUGACUGGGAUGACUAGGGAUGACUAGGGAUGACUAGGGAUGACUUGGAUGACUAAAGAUGAGUUCGGAUGACUGGGAUGACUAUUGAUGACUAGGGAUGACUGAGGGAUGACUGGGAUGAGUAAGGAUGUUUAGGGAUGACUAGGGAUGACUAGGGAUGACUAGGGAUGACUGGGAUGACUUGGGAUGAGUUGGGAUGACUAGGGAUGACUAUUGAUGACUAGGGAUGACUGGGAUGACUAGGGAUGACUAGGGAUGACUAGGGAUGACUAGGGAUGACUUAGGAUGACUAGGGAUGACUGAGAUGACUAAAGAUGACUCGGGAUGACUGGGAUGACUAGGGAUGACUUGGGAUGACUAGGGAUGACUGGGACGACUAGGGGUGACUAUGGAUGACUGGGAUGACUAGGGAUGACUUGGGAUGAGUUGGGAUGACUGGGAUGACUAGGGAUAACUAGGGAUGACUAUUUAUGACUACGGAUGACUGGUGAUGACUGGGACGACUAAAGAUGAGUUCGGAUGACUGGGAUGACUAGGGUUGACUAGGGAUGACUUAGGAUGACUAGGGAUGACUGGGAUGACUAAAGAUGACUUGGGAUGACUGAGAUGACUAGGGAUUGCAUGGGAUGACUAGGGAUGACUGGGACGACUAGGGAUGACUAGGGAUGACCGUAAUGAGUUGGGAUGACUUGGGGUGACUGGGAUGACUAGGGAUGACUAGGGAUGACUAUUGAUGACUAGGGAUGACCGGGAUUACUAGGAUGACGAGGGAUGACUAGGGAUGACUGGGAUGACUAAAGAUGAGUUCGGAUGACUGGGAUGACUAGGGAUGACUAGGGAUGACUUAGGAUGACUAGGGAUGACUAGGGAUGACUUGGAUGACUAAAGAGGACUUGGGAUGUCUGGGAUGACUAGGGAUUACUUGGGAUGACUAGGGAUUACUAUGGAUGACUUGGAUGACUAGGGAUGACUUGGGAUGACUUGGGAUGACUGGGAUGACUAGGGAUGACUAGCGAUGAGUGGGAUGACUUGGGAUGACUGGGGAUGUUUGUGAUGACUUGGGUUGACUAGGGACGACUAGGGAUAACUAGGGAUGACUAGGGAUGCCUUGGAUAACUAGGGAUGACUAGGGAUGACUGGGAUGAGUUUGGAUGACUGGGGAUGACAAGGGAUGACUAGGGAUGACUGGGAUGACUAGGGAUGACUGGGAUUACUUGGGAUGACUAUCGAUGACUGGGAUGACUAGGGAUGACUAGGGAUGACUGGGAUGACUUGGGAUGAUUGGGAUGACUAGGGAUGACGGGGAUUACUAGGGAUGACUAGGGAUGACUGGGAUAAGUAGGGAUGACUAGGGAUGACUAGGGAUGACCGGGAUGACUAGGGAUGUCUAGGGAUGACUAGGGAUGACUAGAGAUGACUGGUAUGACUAGGGAUGACUGGGAUGACUAGGGAUGACUAGGGAUGACUGGGAUGACUUGGGAUGAUUGGGAUGACUAGGGAUGACGGGGAUGACUAGGGAUGACUAGGGAUGACUGGGAUAACUAGGGAUGACUAGGGAUGACCGGGAUUUCUAGGGAUGUCUAUGGAUGACUAGGGAUGACUAGAGAUGACUUGGAUGACUAGGGAUGACUAGAGAUGACUGGGAUGACUAGGGAUGACUAGGGAUGACUGGGAUGACUAGGGAUGACUGGGUAUGACUAGGGAUGACUGGGAUGACUGAAGAUGACUUCGGAUGACUUGGAUGACUAGGGAUGACUAGGGAUGACUUAGGAUGACUAGGGAUGACUAUGGAUGACUACGGAUGACGGUAUGACUAAAGAUGACUUGGGAUGACUGGGAUGACUAGGGAUUACUUGGGAUGACUAGGGAUGACUAGGGAUGACUGCGAUGACUAGGGAUGACUAGGGAUGGCUGGGAUGACUAGGGAUGACUAGGGAGGACAAGGGAUGACUUGGGAUUACUGGGAUGACAAGGGAUGACUUGGGAUGACUUGGGAUGACUGGGAUUACUAGGGAUGACUAUUGACGACUGGGAUGACUAUGGAUGACUAGGGAUGACUGGGAUGACUAGGGAUGACUUGGGAUGACUAGGGAUGACUAGGGAUGACGGGGAUGACUAGGGAUGACUAGGGAUGACUAGGGAUGACUGGGAUGACUAGGGAUGACUAGCGAUGACUGGGAUGACUUGGGAUGACUAUUGAUGUUUGUGAUGACUUGGGAUGACUAGGGACGACUAGGGAUAACUAGGGAUUACUAGGGAUGAUUUGGAUGACUAGGAAUGACUGGGAUAAAUUGGGAUGACUAGGGAUGACUAGGGAUGACUAGGGAUGACUGGGAUGACUUGGGAUGACUAGGGAUGACUAGGGAUGACUGGGAUGACUUGGGAUGACUAGGGAUGACUGGGGUGACUAGGGAUGACUAGGGAUGACUGGGAUGACUUGGGAUGAUUGGGAUGACUAGGGAUGACGGGGAUGACUAGGGAUGACUAGGGAUGACUAGGGAUGACUGGGAUAACUAGGGAUGACUAGGGAUGACUAUUGAUGACUAGGAAUGACUAGGGAUGACCGGGAUGAGUAGGGAUGUCUAGGAAUGACUAGGGAUGACUAGGGAUGACUAGGGAUGACUGGGAUGACUAGGGAUGACUGGGAUGACUAGGGAUGACUAUUGAUGACUAGGGAUGACUAGGGAUGACUGGGAUGACUAAAGAUGACUUCGGAUUACUUGGAUGACUAGGGAUGACUAGGGAUGACUUAGGAUGACUAGGGAUGACUUUGAUGACUAAAGAUGACUUUGAUGACUAAAGAUGACUUGGGAUGACUGAGAUGACUAGGGAUUACUUGGGAUGACUAGGGAUGACUGGGACUACUAGGGAUGACUAGGGACGACUGGGAUGACUUGGGAUGACUUGGGAUGACUGCGAUGACUAGGGAUGACUAGGGAUGACUAUUGAUGACUAGGGAUGACCGGGAUUACUAGGGAUGACUAGGGAUGACUAGGAAUGACUGGGAUGACUAAAGAUGAGUUCGGAUGACUGGGAUGACUAGGGAUGACUAGGGAUGACUUAUGAUGACUAGGGAUGACUAGGGAUGACUGGGAUGACUAAAGAUGACUUGGGAUGACUGGGAUGACUAGGGAUUACUUGGGAUGACUUGGGAUGACUAGGGAUGACUGGGAUGACUUGGGAUGACUGGGAUGUCUAGGGAUGACUAUUGAUGACUGGGAUGACUAGGGAUGACUAGGGAUGAGUAGGGAUGACUGGGAUGACUUGGGAUGACUGGGAUGACUAGGGAUGACUUGGGAUGACUAGGGAUGAUUAGGGAUGACUGGGAUGACUAGGGAUGACUAGGGAUUACUAGGGAUGACUGGGAUGACUGGGAUGACUAGGGAUGAGUGGGAUGACUUGGGAUGACUUGGGAUGUUUGUGAUGACUUGGGAUGACUAGGUAUGACUUGGGAUAUCUAGGGAUGACUUGGAUGACUAGGGAUGACUAGGGAUCACUGGGAUGACUUGGGAUGACUAAGGGAUGACUAGGGAUGACUAGGGAUGACUGGGAUGACUUGGGAUGACUAGGGAUGACUAGGUAUGACUAGGGAUGACUGGGAUGACUAGGGAUGAUUAGGGAUGACUGGGAUGACUUGGGAUGACUGGGGUGAGUAGGGAUGACUGGUAUGACUAGGAAUGACUAGUUAUGACUAUUGUUGACUGGGAUGACUAGGGAUGACUUGGGAUGACUAGGGAUGACUGGGAUGACUAGGGAUGAUUAGGGAUGACUAGGGAUGACUAGGGAUGACUAUUGAUUACUGGGAUGACUAGGGAGGACUAGGGAGGACUAGGGAUGACUAGGGAUGACUGGGAUGACUAGGGAUGAGUAGGGAUGACUUGGAUGACUGCGAUGACUAGGGAUGACUGGGAUGACUAGGGAUGGCUUUGAUGACUACGGAUGAAUAGAGAUGACUAGGGAUGACUGGGAUGACUAGUGAUGACUAGGGAUUACUAGGCAUGACUAGGCAUGAUUGGGAUGACUAGGGAUAACUGGGUAUGACUAUUGAUGACGUGGGAUGACUAGGGAUGAGUAGGGAUGACUAGUUACGAUUUGGAUGACUAGGGAUGACGAGGGAUGUCUAGGGAUGUGUGGGGAUGACUAGGGAUGUCUAGGAAUGAGUAGGGAUGACUGGGGAUGAAUCUGAUGGUUAGGCAUAAUUGGGGAGCACUAGGGAUGACUGCGAUGACUGAGAUUAUUGGGUUGAUUGGGCUUGCUACAAGCAGGAAUACAAGCAGUUGGUAUAUAACUAGAGAUACUGCUGGAUAGAUUUGAAACUUGAGCGGUUUGCGACCAUUGCAGUAGUGUAGUCCUUAAAGCCUAAUACUUAAAUUAUAAAUGCUUGCAUAAUCACUUAGGCGAAAACGGGAAAGGAUACGUGCGUUAAGUUAUUGAAUAAUCUACGGUCUUAUUGUAUUGGUUUUCAGUGGCAAUCGUGUCGAGACUGUGCGAUUUCUAUUGGGAAAAGGUGCUUCCGUUAACCCAACGUACCCUGGAGGAAACACGUAAGAAUUGUUUUUGUUUCUGUCAUUAUUUACUUUCUUGUUGAGGAACGAAAGGUAUAUCUGCGAUUUUUGAAGUCACAUAUACCGAAAUUUUUUUUAAAUACAAAUACCCCUGACACAAUGCAAGAAUACAGGAGCCUGGCCUUGCCGACACGUGUCUUCAGCCCUUUUUUUUCGUUUUCCAGGGCUUUACAUCUCACCGCUGGCUUGGUGAAUGCUUCGGAUCUCUUGGAGCUGUUGCUCUCGUUUAACGCUGAUGUCGAUGCUAUGAAUGAUGACCUGUGCUCGCCACUGUUUUACGCCACUCAGUCAAACAAUUUGUAUGCUGCUAGCCUUCUUCUUAACCACGGUAUUUAAAGACAGAGGGACUAUUAAUUAGUUUAGGAUACUUAUUGAGAAAUUCUACACCUUUUUAUUGUCAACUAUAUCUAUUCUAUGACGUCAGCAAUUACUUAUGCGUCAGUUGUAAGAAAUACGACUGACGUGACCAGCAUCUAUGCAAAUUUAUUGGAACAAAAGAAAGCGGUUACAUAAGAAAAGAGUCCAACUCCCACAGAACUAGUUUGGGACACCAACAUGGCCGCCGUGACGUCAUGUGCAAACGCUCUAUAAUGUGUCGCCCUCAGCCACACGCGUGGUCAUUUCGUCUUUCGCGUGUUUCGCUCGACAGACUAAGAAAAAAGAGAGGCUACAUGUGAUCUAUGAAUAAGACGAAACACCUGUAUUGCAGGGCCCCUUUUGAUACGAACCAAAGGCUGAUAGGGCUACCCUGCCUAAGUGAAGUUGACUUUCACUUUGACUUUAUUGUAGGAGUGUUUUGCAAUUUGAAAAUGCCUUUCCACAGCAACGCGAUUUUCUAUAGUCUAUGUUGCAUAAUGGAAUUGAAGUACAAAUACAAGAAUCGAGGCCAUUUUAAUCCCUAAACGCCAUGAUUGGUUACCAAUCUUUUAUUCAGUCAAUUAAGCGAUUAAUGUCAACCUCGUUCUCGGGGUCGAGUAGCAAAGGGCCCUGGUAACGAGUUUGGAUCAUUUUUAAGUAUUACGCAUUUCAUUUCAAGGUAAUUUUUUUUUUUCUUUUGUGCAAACAGGAGCUAAUGUGCGGUUACGAAAUCUACAAGGUACGGUAAAAGCGUGUUUCUUUAUCUUAGUUUAGAAGUCGUAAACACCUUUGUGUUAUGUCUGCACAGGAGCCUGAUGGGCUCCUAGUCUGCAUUAUUGACCAAGCUUGUUUGGUCAAGAUGGCUACAUAUUGGCCAAGUUCUUUGUUGCACUUUUAUUGACCGAGACAAAGUCUAGGCUCUAUCACCAGCCGCUGGUGGGGAAAUGAGCCCGCGCUCCUACCCGGAACAGACGGUCCGGCCUGUCUCUUCUCGGGGAGGCCCGAGAGAGCGGUGGAUGACCGAACAAAAUUGGCCAAAAAGAGAACUUUAACUUAGGGACCAACGCGGGAAAUCUCGAGCAUCUUGCCCGUUCGGGUAGCCAAUCAGAAUGAAGGAUUCGCCUCAUCUUGCUCGCGCGCGGAUUUAGCCAUAUAAGAAGAGUUCUUAUUGACCAUGUCACCUGUUUGCUUAUGUUUGUUCGUUAUCUUACAGGGCUGACAGCCUUUGAUUUUAUUUCUGAUUUUGAGGAGUGGAUUGAAUGCGGUUACUUUAAUGAAGAGAUCAAAGCCCGAUUGAAAGGU
This is a messenger RNA of Porites lobata, 48717 nucleotides long. The record is from the annotation of a GenBank genome assembly. NCBI's taxonomy places the organism in Eukaryota, Metazoa, Cnidaria, Anthozoa, Scleractinia, Poritidae.